AUGUGGAUACCAACAGAGGAGGAGAAAAUCGGAGUUGGUGAGUCAAAAGCAUCCUUAUUUUUCUUAAUUUACGACGUUUCUGUUGCAGCUUUUUCAUUGACUUCAAUCAUACAGCGUUUUGGUGGCAGAAACACCCAAUUCUAUCCAUCGACACUCUGCGUAUAAGCUAUCCAGCCUUUUCUUUCGUGUUGUUAUGUCCAUUACACCCACUGAAAAACACAUACACUUCUAAUGGCUGAAAUGCAAGGCCAGUGACUGCAUAGAAAGGGAAAUUGCGUGGGAUGCUACAGCCUCCAACCCACCGCCUUACAGAUGCGAUCGCAGUCUGUACACAACCGCAGGCGGUGCUUCAAUUCAGGCUCCAUCUAUGUAAUCCUAUAUGGUUUUAUAAGGGGAAAAACUGCGUCAAUGUAGCAUUUUAGCUCUUUCUUGGAGAAGCGUAUCUAGAGAGGGGGAAGAAGGGGAGGGAGAGGAAAAAGGCGAUUCGAGUUGAAACCACGAGGGGGCAUCGUGACUGCGUCCCUCCAACAGGUGUAGGCUGGAGUGAAGCUGGAGAGGCUACCUGUAGACACAAAAGUGCUUUUACUGCUGCAAUAACAACUUCACUGCAUUGUGGCACACUGAGCAUUUCUCUCUCUCCUUGCUGCAUGUAUAAACUUUGACACCUAGAAAGAGAGCUAAACAAAUGUCAAAGAAGGUUCAUAUCAGUCCAAAAAGCCUUGGAAUAAAAAUAAAGAAGAAUUGCGCACACAAGUGUCCCUAUAGCAUGCGAUCUCACUAUAGAGGGGUUUCAUUAUAGGGGGGAUGACUCAUGUCCAGAUGCUGUACUGCUUGUUACUUGCAGGGCUACUCACAUGCCGGUUCACACAUGAAACUCCCCGAUCCCACAUCCUCCCACACAUUUACACUUUGCAUUUGUCAUGAUCGUUUCACAAAAGACUGCAGGAUGUGUGCGCCCCGGCGGCGAUCCACCACCAUCAUCUCAACACUUGGAGGCUGUGGAGUAAUAUGAAGGCAUUUGGUCGUGAUAUAUCCCUCCCAGGAUGACUGCAGGGGUAUAAAAGGCUUCGUAUCGGGGUUGUCUUAUAAAUAAACAGAGUGAGGGAGUAGGUAUAUGUAGUGCUGUGUGAAGCAACAGUUCGGCUCAGCCUCCGCAUCAAGUGUUUGCGGUGUGACCUGGCGCUGUCCGCGGUGCUGAAAUGCGGGGAAGCAGAGUCUGUACCUACCUACACAGUACACACUGUACCUUGUAAAAGGAAGCCCAAAUUACUCCUUACAGUCCCCCUUUUUCUUCGCCUUUAGAUAACAUGUUGACAUGCAACACAAGGAUCAAUAUCCCCCCUCUGUUUCUGUAGAUGAAGCCCACGCUGCUGGCCUGCUACGCUAACCGGCUGUAUCCUCUUAUCAUUCCUUUUCUGUGUCAUCACUUGCACCAUUUCACUUCUUCUUUCUCCUUAUCUCGCCUAUAAAUUGUCUCUCACCAGUGAUACAAUAAAAGUAAGCGUGUCUUUCUUUCUUUCCCCUGUGGUACUUAAUAGGCUCCGUCUAAACAGGAAACAGUCGGAGGCCACCUCAUGAAACCUUAAUGCCUUUCUUAGAAUUGCUGCCUAUUCAUUAUGUUGUUCUUGGUUGUGUGUUUGUGCGGGGAAGAGAUAAUAUUAGUUGCUAAAUCAUUUUUAGAGUGGCACCAAAGGACCAGGCUGCUUUUUACUAUUUUAAAUAUUUUAAUUACUAAUUAAUCUGUAAUUGCGUGUGUUGUUCUCCAAUUAAGAUUUCGUCAGUGAAAUUUCAAAGUGCCCACAAGCACAUUAUCAUUAAGCUGCAAAAUAAAGAAUUACAAGCUUAUUGACUAACAGUAGGACUCGGUGAUUAUAUGAUCGGGAUUAAUGAUCGGGAUAAAUUUAAGUUCGAUCACGGUGAUCAUCAGCUGUGAGCUUAUUUACUCGAUCAAACAUGGCGAGAAUGUGCAUCACAACAGCCAAUCAGAGUCGAGCUUUUCCUGCUCACUUCUGUAAGUUGCUGGACAUGUAAACAAAGUAACCGAACGUGGAGCUGAGGGCAGUAAAAUAGAUGUCAGCCAUGACUUUGAGUCAUCCUCCAAAGAUGUUAUUGUUGAGAAGAAAAGUUAUUUAACGUCUUAUUUAGUAUUUAUCUAUUUAUUUUUUUAUUCGGAAGUACAGAUGCUUUAAAACUGGCAGUCAAAAAAUAAAAAUCGGGAUAAUAAUCGAGAUGGACAAUAUGACAAAGUAUAUCUUGAUCAUCUUUUUGGCCAAAUCGCCCAGUUCGAACUAACAGUGAUUCAAACCUGAGGCCAGUCUUUUUAAAAAAUGGUUUGCCUGUGAAUGCUAUUUGUAGACAGUAAUAUUGAAACACUUUCUUUAUACUUUUAUUGGACAGUGCCAUGACUGCACAGCAGUACCUGCCCACAUGAGAGCGACUGAAAUGAACGAAAUGGAUCUAUCUGAGUCCACGUGAUGCAGCUGAGACUCAAACUCCUGUAGCAGUAUGCUAAAAUAUAUAACAGACUGUAAACCACUAUUAUCUGUGAAGGACCACUCUUAAGCCGUGUGUGUUCAUGACAGAACAAUAGGUAAAGCUAGGAUGAUACUCACAGAGAUGAAAGUGGUUAAAGUAGCAUUUCUGUGUAGCCUAAGCCAUCAUUUUAACCCUUACUUUCACUACAAAUACACUUUUUCUUCCAUGUAUGCUCGUCAUGCACAUGGCCCAAAAGUGCUCCAUGAUAAGGUCAUCAUUUCACAGUUAUUCGCAGACCCUGCGGCUGAGUAGCAAUGCCGGGAUUUCUGGGACACUGCUUUGGAAUCAGACAUGGUAAAACGCUCCUGUGCCUCAGCGGCAGAAAUCCUGAGGUUAGCAAGACUCGGACGCAGUAAUGUGUCUGUGAGUGUGCGUUCAAGUCAUGCUGAACAACAUGACUCAGUGGGCGAAGCCUGGAGACCGUCGUGCAAUUUUGAACUUAGCCAGAUCUGGGACAGGAUUGCACUUAGCCGUGGUCUGCAUACUCGCAAUGGUUGAGCUUCACACUCGUAAUCUACAGUAGACUACAUUGAAGUAGAGGAAUGUCUCAGAAGCUUGUUUAUUUCAGUGUUGCAGUUUAAGUACAGUUUCUUUUCCAGUGAUUUGUUUCUCAAUACGAUUUUGCCAUUACCUGCUGUGGGAAAAAAAGACAAUUUAUAAGCCCUAAUAGUGUUUACUGGUGUACUGGCAGCUUUCUGAUGACAUCUGCCCUUUCUCAGCAGAUAUUUCUCCCCUGUGGGCUAUAGUACUGUAACAUACUGUAUAUGUUUUCACUGAUUCCAAAGCAAGGUCAUUGGGCUGCAUAUACUGUGUUGAAAGCUUCACUAUAAACUAUGAAGAGGAAAAACAUUUUUUAAAAUGGCAGCAUGUUAUAAUAUUUACACUGAUUUAAGUCUCACUUUAUCUGCUGUACAAGAACAAUGCAUUUAUUUUGACUGAGUCGCAUAAAUUUUAGACUUAAUGAUACUAUGUAGCUGCUCUGAUGUCAAGUAAAUGUUUUUAAAGGGUGUUCAAACCCGAGAAAUUUCUCAUUUUGUACAAGUGAAAACAUGGGUAUCACCAGAUUAAUUGCAUAGAGUGGAAUAAAAUGACAUGGGUUAAAUGCUGCAAAGAAAACCUUUAAUUACAUUUUCCUAUAUUAGAUGAGAUUUCUGUCUAAUAACUUCUAGAUGUUUAAAAUGAAUCCAACUACUCAUAAUGCAGAACAACUUCAAAACUACAUCAGCCUUGUUUUAAUGUUUUUGAUUACGAGCUGUGGGAAUCUGAGACUGUGGGGGAGAGCAGUAUGUUGUACAGUUUGUAUACUUGAACGUUUGCAUGCAGACAGCAGAGACUCGAAGUCAUUUCAGGGGAAAGUUCCCGUGGUGUGUUGUUGUUGGGUUAUAUGAGGUACAUGUCAAGCGAGUGUAUCACCCACUGGGGAUCCUGGUCAGCUUGGCACCGUUGUUGAGAAACCAUAUGUCACAGUGGCUGGGCAAUAAACUGCGACUUUAGUUCAUUUUAAGAAACUUAAUUACAAUUGCUUAAUUAUAAAACCUGUUGGGCUUUAGGGUGUUGUUCUGCUUGAGUGUCUCUGCUGUUGGUUUGGGUAUAGGAUGAAUCAAGAGCAGUAUAUAUUGCCAGUAAUUAAACUCAUAUACAACUGAAUUUCACUGAAGAGGUCUCUUUGGAGGAUGGUAUCAGGAUUUGAUAUUGUAUCACAGCUUUAAAUAAGGUAAAGACAGAGAUCAUACCAACAAGCUGUCUAAUUAAAACUGCAAAAAUGCAAAACACAAUUUUGUGAACAGAUUAAUGCUAGAAAACUACAAAGACUGUUUGCCUCAAGACCAGCUGAUUAUCAUCAGAGAGGGCGGUUUAAAAGUCGAAAUUCAUGAGCUACACUAAAGCAAACAUUGAUUUCAGUAUGUGGAGCCAUUCAAUGGGGAAUAAUAAAUCAUUUACAACCAUCAUUCAAUUAGAGUAAAAAUAUUCACAUUGGCGUUUGGAGCUUGUUGAGUAAAAUCCUUAUAAGGUUAUUUUUUUAAGGUUGUGUAUGUGUGAGAUUUGAUCUAUGCAUUCCUACAAUGAAUACUGAGUUGUACAUCAUUUACAUUACUUUUGUUGACAGAUAAGCAGAUAAUAAAAGGCCUUUGAUAGAAUAAACUGUAGGAUGUGUUGAUUAAAUUGUAUAUUAAAGUCAUGUAAAAUAACCCAGCUCUUAUUCAUGAUCUUGUGUUUUAGUUGUUAUAGCGUGGUUGCACAUCCCUUUGCUGCAGUGAACAUGUUACCUUUGCUUUAACUACAUCUGAAAGUCAAAACAGGUAACUCAAGGACAACCUGGGGCCCCAAACUGAGAGAGCCCCCCCUACUGAGUCUGGCUCAAAUUGUGUUUGGAUGGUUUUUAUAUUUAGAUUUUUCUUUUUUUUCCCCCAUAAUGAAAAGUUAUAAAACAGGGAUUAGAUUAAACCAACAAACCCUCAUAAAUAAGGCGCUCUUGAUACAGGAAACUUGAGCUGCAACCCUGUGAGUGACUGUUUUUCAAGCAGGUCAGCAUCUCAAUCCCAAACGUCAAUCAAAGAUAUGCUAGAGUUAUUGAUUUGCUUCAAUAGAUAUCUGUUAUCCAUUGAAGAACGAGGGUGCUGUGAGGUGAGAGGAAAUUAGAAGAGCCCAGAAGUCCUCUUCUGUAAUAAAGCCCCAUAAUCCAGUUACUGGUUACAUAAUAGCCGCCAUAAGAUACCAUGUGAAACUCUGAAUGUUACUCGAUGGAAGGACAGUCUGGCCUGGUAUAUUGUUGCUGAGUAUGAGGAGAGUUUCCUUUGCCAACAUUUUGCUACAGCCUGUCCCGUCACUCCUUCCAACAUCCUACGUUCAGCAUGUUGAAAGAAAAUUUGGUUGGUGAUGUUUUGAGGAUAUGCUAAUGCUCUGUAGCUUCCACGCACAGUAAAAAAGUGUUUACACAGCUUGGAGAUUUUGUGAGGGAGGACGAUGAAAAUAUGAGCCUGUGUGAUGCGCCGUCUCUCUCUCUCAAAACAUGACAAUCCCAUCUUGUUCUGACGUGGCCUCUGCUAAAGAGUUCUCAAAUGGUGUGUGAGUGCAGGUUUUGCAAUUCAAAUGACAUAAAGGCCAUUAAAGAACAGGACUCUCAGAUUGAAAAUACUUAGCCCUGGCAGGAAAAGGGCCAGAGGCAGACUGAAAAAGGUGACGAAGAGGCUUUUUAAGUCUAUCCAUCUCUCUCCCUCUAAUGCGUGCCCAGGACGCUUGACUUUAGCUCCUCUGCCAUGCGGCAUCCAUAAGCUUGCCAUUUUAAAAUGCUCAGAUCCCUGCAGCAGUUACAGUGAAGAAAGCCCUCCAGUUUGUGGAUGAUCUGUUGCCAUAGUUACCGAGUGCAGGAACUGAGCACUUGUUACCCUCAAACAGGCAACAGAGCCGAGCUGUAGCCCCUCCUUCUCCUCCUCCCCCUCACUCGGUCCCCUGGCUAGCUCAUUAGCAUAAUGAUUCACACCAAACUCUCCUUGAAGGGCCACCAUUUGUAGGUUUUUUUUCAAAUCGUCAGCGGAGCCGUGUCAUUUUCAAACAUGUUUGUCUUACGUGAAUGUUAUAAAGCCCACAAUAUGCAACACGGCUCAUGCUGCAGUGCUGCACAGACCAAAAAAGAGACCCCAGAGGCCACUCUGCUGUGAAGGCCUUUAUUGUGGCAUCUUUCCCCUGAGGUGUAAUCGUGUUCUUAAUCAGGCUGUGAGUCACAAGAGAAAAAUAAGCUGCAUGAUGCUGUGAAAGCAGGUGGCAUGAAAGAUUUCUGCUAAUUCCAAGGCAUGAUAAAGCACAUUUAAGCCACACUACUGAGCACUCGGUGUGGGCUUCACUUUGGGAGACAAUUUAUUAAUUUAACAUGCUCAAAAAUUAGGCCGCUUAAGAAUUAAUUGCCUCUUAAAAGGACAACCCACUUCAGGAUGGGAGCUUGUUUACAGUUAGCUAGGCCAUGGCUCAUGUGUGACACUGUUAAGAAGUUUGUAUUUAACAGCUUAUUAAAGUCAGACUAGAGUCCCAAAACACAUGCUGUGUGGAGAAACAACAAUACUCAUGAGGUGGCUGGCUUAAUUUGAGGUCACAGAGCUGAAACAAGGCAUAGAUCUUAUUCUGUGACGUUGUUUCUCUUCACAGUUAGUGCAAAAACUACCAGAAGGUCAAAUAUUUAACCAUCGCUGUUGUGUCAGAAGUUUCUUUUUCUUUCUCUGCAGUGAUCUGCAACUUCCGGUCACCAAUAUGUCAGGCCCUGGUCCUGGAGAUUGGGGAAACUGUACAGAUCCUGGAGAAGAGUGAAGGUAAAACCACCAAAUCUCAGACUAUAUUUAUUUAUUGUGCAUUAUAUCAAAAGAUUGUAGUUAUAUGGAGUUCAUGGUAUCAUCCUGCAUGACGUCGGUAUAUACCCCAUAUAGAGCUUAAAGUCUCCCUUGUUUUAAUUUAACUUUUAAAAAUGAAGUUCUGUAUUUCUAGAAUCAUAGUGAAGACUAAAUUAACGUCCCGAGCUUCUGUUUGAGAAAAAAACAGUAUAUUACUUUACAGGCUGAUGUAGUCCUGCCAUGUUUGUUGGGAACAACUAUAGAAAAUUAGAUGAUUUUCUAUCAUACAUUUCGAUUUAAGUCAGAACACAUUGGUUCAAAAUCAACUACGGAAAAGCUGUAAGCCAAAUUAACAAAAAAUAAAAUGAAAACUUUGUAAACUCAAAAAAUAACCUUUGAUAGGCCACAGAAAAGUAGUAAAACUUUUCCUUUUAUAUGCAAUAUGUCAUAUCAAAAUUUCCUGAUGUAUUGUCUUUGACAGUGUUGAGAAAAACUACUACUAUGAGCUUUAAACUUGUUAUUCUAUGAUAUUGCCUAGCCAAGUGUUAGAAUUAAGCGCUCCACCACAAGAUUGUUUUCUCUUUUACUGCAAAUAAAUUACCAACAUCAGAUUUUUUUAGGAAACAAUCAAAAACAGCACUUUUAAGAACUUUUGUGUGGAAAUUAUUCUGAUACUUUAAAUGUUGCAACAGAACAUGGUAGAACUUAGACUAGUCUCAAGCCAGGUUAUAUAAUUAUGUGAUUUAUUUAUAAAAGAUGUUACUGAUCAGAUAAAACAGAUAGAUAUAACUGCAGAAAGUACCACCCACACUGAUAUUUCAAGAAAGAGUUUAGCUGAGAUUUUGUCAUGCAAACUACACUUUCACCCUGAAUAUGUUGCUCUAAAUGUGUUUUAUUUAAAAAUAAUUAGGUUUCCUGUGUGGAUUUUGCUCUUUCCCCAGGUUGGUACAGAGGCUUUUCCACCAAGAAGCCUUCUAUCAAGGUAAAUAUGUCAUUAGACACACAAAUGUUUUCACAUUGGGUUUCCUCUUAUCACACUAUUACUUACUAAAAUGAACUAGAGGCAUCAUUGAACUUAAACUCAGCUUUAUCAACUUUAUCAAAACAAGAAAAAUAAAACAAGUCACAGAUUUUAACCUGCAUAUUUGAAGAACACAAAGAUUUUAUCAUUGAUGAUGCAUUUUGUGAAUGAUAAUAUGAUGUUAACACCCCCAAAAUAACCGUGUCUAGACAACAAAGACCUUAAUGGCUGGUUAACUCAUUGAAUAGUACUGUGAUAGGACUGAAAUAGAAAUCUCCUGACCUGUAUUUCCUGAGGUGCUUUCAUAAAGGCACAGUUUCUUUGAGCUGUUUCUUAUUUUAUGGCACAAAAUGUAGCAUCAUCUUUGAGAUUAAAAGAAUCAUGAAAUUAAAGACACAAUCAGUUCUCAAGAAAAGAGGAGGACUGCACAUGAAUCACAUCACCUCAAAUGAGACACAUGGUAGUCCUUUGUUUUAAUGAAAGCGUAGUAGGAUUCUUAACAGAUCAUUCGAACCUUAAUGCAGUUUUACAGGAUAAUAGGGUGUAAAGGUAUUUGGGAAAUCUAAAUUUUGUUUUUCCCACAACCAGCAGAUGGUGCAGUUAGUAAUGUGAAAACAAGCUAUUUUCAAUCUAAAACGAUUGAAAAUCUACUUUUUAUCUUGUAAAUUGAACAAACAGUUUCACUCAGUGAUUGUAAAGCACAGUAGUACACAUAUUUGUCUUUUUAAUUUACAGAGAGCAAAAAGAACAUCAGGGAUCAGAGUCUUUAUGCAGAGUCUUGAAGAAAAUAGGCAUUACUUAGUGAGAAGAGGACUUAUAUGAACACCAUUAUCACUGACAGAGAUCAACACCCUACCCUGCAGCGAGUGGUUAUUAUAUAUGACUAACUUAAGUGAUAACACGUAUCAAAGAUGGAGGAUUAUCAUAAAAACAGUUGUAAGGGCAAAGAUCAAGUCUGUACCACUCAAAUAUGAGGUAAACAAUGAGAAACAUGAGUGAUGAGAUAGGCUAUAUUUCUCCUUUUCUAUGCAGUAGCUCCACUUUGCUUUUCACUGAAAUAUAAGUAGCUUGUAGAGUUAUGUGGUGUUGCUGGGAUGUUGUAAAGAAAGCACAAAAGCUGUCCAGUCCUGCUAAAUGUGGGUGUUAGUGGCUACAUACUGUCCUUCUCUACUCUCUACUCUCAGCUAUUUACAGUUCUUACUAACACCCCUCCAUUUUGUUAUGUACUCCGCUGCCCACAUUAAUUCGCCCCCAUACUCUCUCUCUCUUUCUCUCUCUCUCUUCAUGCUGUGAGAAUUAGUUGUGCUCACUGUGGCCAAUUCUUCACAUCUGGCAGAUUAGAAUAAGAACGAUGAACUGCAAGGGUGGCACCACUCGGUCCCUCGUGCUCUUGCACCGUUAAGCCGAGCCACAAUAGGGGCUCCCACCCAUUGCUCUGCCUCUCGUUUCUGUAGUGUGUGCAAAUAGUGAGGGAUCUUUUUUUUAUGCAAAGCUGAAAAUGUAACAGACAGCAAAGCAGGAAUUGUCGAAAUAUAUCUAAAAGAAGUGUGAUCCCGCAUUUCCUUCAAGAUAGAAGGUGAUGCGGGCAUGUUUGUGAAAUCUCUUUAUUUACAGUGGCACUCAACACAGCCAGGUUUCCCUUUCUUACAGCAGAUUCAUCACACAGUACUGUACGUUUUGGUUACAUGUUGCAGGAGAUUUAAGAAUAAUCCUGUCACACUCAGUCUCAUCUCCACUCCUUCUUCUGUCCACAGGGGAUAUUCCCAGUCAGCUAUGUCCACUUGAAGAAAUCCACAGUGACCAACAGAGGGUAAGCUGUGUGAUAACUUUAGUUUGAGCUUGCAUGGCAUCAUUAGGGGGCACUUAUCUAACUCAUAUUACUUUGAACUCUCUGAAAAACAUGCACCCACCACAAUACAAUCUCCACAUUAGAAGCAUAUCUUUAUAAACUCUCUUGUCAAAGCACAGACAUGAGGAGAAUUCUGAUUGUUUCAGACCCAAACUCUCAAGAAUCUAACCACACAGAACAUGCAAUGCCAAAAAAGAAAAAAAAAUUAAGGUCUUCCUGACAACUACAAGAAAAAAUAUGCAUUGAGGGGUAGACUUGGGUUUAAAGUGAUAUGGUGUCCCAUUUUCAACUGAAAUUUGGACCCUUUUUUCCCCCAAGUUUUAGGUCCUUAGACAAAAAAAAAACUUGGAAUUAGGCCUGUGGAUCUCCUUAGCCUGCAGCUUUAAAUGUCAGAUUGGUAUUUCAAGUGUUGUGUGAACUAUUAUGCAUUUACUCAAGCAAAAGUUCUCUCUCACACUUCAAAACAAGCCACCAUUGUUGUCCUCUUUCAACUAAUCAUGUCUGUUGAGAUUUCAGAGUGAGACCUCCCCCAUACUGCAGCUCACGCUCCUCAUUUCAACAGUUUUACCCUUAAGUAACAAAGUCUGUGUCCAGAGACCCUUUCUAUUCUUUAAUUCGACACUAAGGGCCUGAUCGACUGAGAUCCCGAACGGUAAUUUGCGUGCGCAAACUAACAAAUUGCACGUCCUAUCAGUGGGCGUGUUGCGGGUGAUCAACUAUCAUUGCGUGCGUAAUUGAUAACAGGUGCGAAAGGAGGGUAUCGGCGUGCGGUAUCGGCUGUCACCAGUGAGAGUUUGUGAGAGUAGAGUGAUCGUAGCCAAAAAAUGAAGUCCGAAGCCAUGGAGUUGCACAUCGUUUUGGGGAACUGCGUAAAAGGCGAGCAAGGCAAGUUUAUCUGUCACGGCACUUCCUCCCUCUCCCCACGAUGACCGUGCGUAACGCUGUGCCAGUUCGCCUUUUAAACGUACUAAAUAUAGACGCAAAACAGCGACCGCAAUUGGUUUCCAGGUUUGAUAAAUCACAUUGCAGGUGCUUAAUGACCGCAUUUAGCAGAAUUUUGCGUGUUCUGAUGAUCUAUUCUGCGUAUUCAUGAAGGCAAACACGCUAAAUCGAUUGCGCAUGCUGUUUGACUCAUCUGACGGACGCAAUCCUCGGUGCACCCGGUUAGUAGAUCAGGUUUGUGUGCGCUAUCAAACCUUUAGUAGAUCAAGCCCUAUAAAUAACAGUCUGAGUCUUUCAGUAGCAUUAAAAGUGAUUUAAGAGGGCGUGUUUUCAUCUUACACUGAAGUCACUGCAAGCUGUUUUCCAGCUGCUGGAUGAGGUGAUCCCCUGGACCAGCUCCAAAAUGUUUGGUACCUGUGACUCAUUUAGACCCCAUGAGAUUUUACAAUAGGGCCAAAAGCUUAACAAUUCCCAAAUUACCCUCUUAUCAGACUUUAUUGGGGCUGCUGUACUCAGCUGUGAUGCUUGCCAGUAAGUUUGACAUUUUUCAAAGUUGGCUGUACGGGGUUCACGUCAGUGUUUUGAAGUAUCUAAUCUGGACACGUGCUCAGUUCUGCAGCAGUAAUCAUAUUUUAUCAUUACAGUCUCCUUUCCAAACUUUUUAUGCUUUCUAAUGUCCAUAAAAUUAUUCUGUUGCAUAACUUUUUGUCCACAGCUCAAGUCAAAUCCAUCAGCCCCAUUAAGUUCAGACAAAGAAAACACCAUGCUGGCUGUGUCAUUGACUUUGAAUGUGUCUUUGUAGCCAAAUAUAGCAGAAAAAAAGACAGUUAAAUUUAUUGCAAAACAAGAUAUUUUAUGUAGGAGGUGAGUUCAGACUUGCUGUAUAGCACUGCUUUCUCUACUCAGAUCCAUGACCUUUAUUGAGACAUAUUGGAGGAGGAUAUGAGCAAUGACGAUAACAAAUAGUUUUAUUUAUCUUACAUGCAUCAGGAGCUCUUCUUAUCUUACAUAACACAGGGAGUGUGAUACACAUUCAUCUGCUUAUCAAUGUCAAAGCAUGAGCGAUUGUGACGAUCUAAUCUUGGAGAGAACUUCUGCCAAACGGCUCAAAAUCGCUCAUACACACAUGUGCACGGCAGUCAUGUACAGUUUAGACACAGCCGUGGGCCAUAGCUGUGGAGGCCCAGCAGAAAAGUGAAAACAAAGGAAUGCAGCAUAGCUCUUUAUCAGCCUGAACUCAUGGAUGUUAAAUCUGCAGGCUGGGAGUUCGCUGUUAUAUCACUGCCCUCCAGUCGAGCCUCAACAUAGCAGGAGGACUCCCGUUUGCACUCAGACAAUUAAAAGUGCAGACUAGGAAAUUGACAUUAUUACACUCGCUCGCUCCAGGAGCUUCACUUUGGGGAAUCUGCUUUGCUGUCUCAUGGAGUUAAUGAGGUGACACACCCACUGCAUAUCUGUAGCUCACCCAAAGCUUCCCUGCCAGAGACAAUCACCCCAACUCAUUGUGUAAUGGACGGAGAUGCUUCCUUUGUGGCAAACACAAUGAUACAGUAUGAGAGAUAAGUCUUCACAGCACAGGCAAGAGCUUAGUGAGCAAAGUGCAGAGUGUCACGAGAGAUCUAACCUUUGGUUUAAUGUUUCUCUAUGAAUGCAGCCACACAGAAAGGAUGUGCGCAGUUGUGUAGACUUGAGUGCUCCUCCCCCAUCGCUAACUGCAGCUAUAGAAAAUCUCAUGAAUAUUUAUGAUAAUAACCUUGUUAUCUCAUCGCUGAAAUUCCUUUUUGUUUAUGGGGUUGUAUUUGUCAAUAUGGGGCUUGGAAUGCAAUUUAUACAUCACAUGCAUGAAAGGUAGAAAAGUUAUUCCACUUCUGUAUUAAUAACAAAUCAAAACAAUAUGUUACUUAUCACUGAUUUUGACUCAGUCCUCUUCUGUCGCUGCUGCACUCACAUUUUUACAUACCAAAGAAACACAGAAAAAGAAAAGAAGUCACUGUGGUUCAAAAACAGGCGGUCUAUUCUAUGUUUUGAUACUCUGACCUUCGACAGGUAGCUAGCAUGGCCAAGGGUACUCAAGCAGUGUAGGUCAAGUAAUGCGGUUGGGUUUUUAUUUUCCUGACCUUCAACAACUAGCUUGACAUUUGCCCACUAAUUCAGAAUACUGCACUAAUUCAGACUGUGAUUAGCAAAUCCUCUAAAGGUGAUUUUCAAGUAUAAGGUGAACCCUUUCUGACUGGUUUCUUUGCUUGUAGUUAAGUGCGCGCACAUUUAGCUCUGCUGCUUGUGCGAGUAGUUGCUGAAAUUAACAUUUACAUAAAUGAUGCAUCUUUUAGUCGUCAAACACACAGCAUUUUUCUCAUUAUCUUAAGGGCUGUGAAAGCUUUCUUAACAUUUCACAAGAAGAAAUUAAGCAACAGGUUGCAAAAACAAAGAAAAAACAGGACAAAUACAUGCAUACAUACUCGGCAUGCUAAAAUUUGACAAUAACCACACACUUUUUAUUUAUCCAAUCAGAUAGCCCAGCAACCUCUUAGUUAGCACAGUCGCUUAAAUGAAGGAUGUUAAAGUUUAUGAAGACAUUUAAAAAAGGAAAGCUCUUCUGUUACCUGAAUUAAUUUUUCCCAGAGACACACAAUUUACAAACUAACUAAGUGCUGCCAAUGCAAAAGAGUAUCAAGACAUGUACUGUAUAUUGCUAGUGUGUGCUUAAAAUUAGCGUAGCUUUGUUGUAGUAUUAAACAGUGUUAGUGCACAUUGUAGAUUUGAGACCAGAUCGAUAUUGGCCAUCUAUCAAGCUAACAGUGAGACUAGGACUGGGCGAUUAUAUAACCGUGAUCGAUGAUCAUGAUAAAUUUCAGUCUGAUCACGGUGAUCAGCUGUGAGCAUAUUUACUCGAUCAAACAUGGCGAGAAUGUGCAUCACAACAGCCAAUCAGAGUCGAGCUUUUUCUGCUCACUUCUGUAAAGUUGUCAGAGAAGUAAACAAAAUGACCAAACAUGGAGCUAAACGCGGAGCUGAGGGAAGCAAAAUAGAUGUCAGCCGUGACUUUGAGUUAUUCUUUGAAGAUGUUAUUAUUGAGAAUUUAUAGCCAACUAACGAACUAACUAAUUUAACUAACUAGACUAGUUUCUUUAGUUUUUAGUGCAGAUGCUUUAAAACAGGCAGCUAAAAAAAAUCAUGAUAAUAAUUGAGAUCGGAUGAUAUGACAAAAUAUAUCUUGAUCUUUUUUUUUUGCCAAAUCGCCCAGGCCUAAGUGAGACGACAAACUGACACCAGCCCUAAAAUUCUCAAAGUAACCAAAACCAGUAGCUGUAAUUUUGUCCCCUCAUUUGAAGCUUACCUCAGAUUAUCUCAGUGCUGAUAUUUUUAUUUGUGUCCUUGCUCGUCUAUCUGCUAAUAUUUCUGUACGUUUUUUUCCCCUCAGGCUGUGUGAGACCGUGGUGCCCCUGGAGGACCCUAUCAUCACAGAGACCACCUCCACACUGCAGGAAUGGGGCGUCUUGUGGAAGCAGCUCUAUGUGGUUGGUAGCACUGUAUUACAGCACAUCUCACAUAUAUUGAAACAAAACACUAAGUAAUAAAUAUGAGACGGGGGUUUUAACAUCACCAAGGUUUUCAAGGGAAUUGGGCGAAUCACAGCUUUUUGCAAAAAGGAAAUUGCAUCUGUUGUUGUUUCAUCUGCAUCCUCCUCAGGGGAGUUUGAUGGAACAGCCUUUUGUGAUGUUUUUCUUCUCUGCGCUUAAUUUAACACCUCAUAUAACAAGGUCUGCCAGCAAAGAAGGUGAAUGUGAGUUAUAGCACAAACAUACAGUGAUAUCUCCUUUAGAUGUAUGCCCAUAGCAUGCCGUUCUGACUGUCACCCUACAUUUCCAUACACUAUCUCUUCAGGAGCAGACACAGAUAAUGGCCUACAGACCUGUCAUAUGCAAUUUCAUGCUGUGUCAUUCAGCCACUGAUUGAUCUUGGCCUCCCCCCUUGUAGUUACCGCAUCAUCUUAAGAUCCGGCAGAGCUCACCAAUUUCACUCAGCUUUUACUUGCCCGGCACAAGUGAUUACUGGAAACCUAAAGCAUCCUUAAUCCUGCUCCAUGUCGAAGGGGGCAGGCAGAAGAGGAUGGUCGGGUUUUGAGUUUGGAGCUGAGUGGAUGUAUUGUGGAGCUGGCACAGAGUUUUUACAUAACCUCUCGCUGAGGACUGCUCAUGCUCUGAGCAAACUAAGGAGCCCGAGGCAUUGGUGUGGUGAUGUAACUUCCUCUGAAGCUCGACUAAUGUGAAGCGCUGAUUUAACAGUGCUCCUUUUGGUGCUCACCCCCUCUGUGAUAUGGGCCAUGUUGCCACACUUGCAGCCAUAAUAAUAGGAUGUAGCACUGACUGGAUGUUGAUACAUUUCACCUUAUUGUUGCCAAUUACAAUUCAUGGUAUUACUUAAGGGAGCAAUGGCCUGGGCAUAAAUGUGUAUCUAUUAAAACGCAUGUAAUUAGCCCGGUCUAAAAGGGCUCAUCAACGCAGACAAAAAAUCUUUGUUUCCCAGCAGCUACCAGCCUUUAAAAACAUGCAGUGUUUAUCCUCAUUAAAUUUACAUGGGCGUUGUGGUGGCGCUUAAUCUUUGCAUUUAUGUAAACAAACCUGGGUGGUAAUGUGUACUCGUCAUACCAUUAGGGAGAAGAGAAAACACUGGAAUUAGAAGCGCUGCCUUGGCACUUGGUUGUGAAGUAGUGUUCGAGUUUGUGAUCAUGAGGAGGUCAAAGCGGACCUGCAAGGAAGUAUUUGAAUUUUUUCAUUAGUCAGAAUCAAAAUAUAUCACUCUGGAAAUAAACAAAGCAUGAUCAGAGGGUUCAUUUUGUCUGAAUCAUUCUUGUUAGUGUUGUCUUUGUUGUAAUUUGGCUGCUAAUCGUGACUCUACAGGACAGAUUAAAGUGAGUGAAAGCUGGAAGGAGCUUCAGAAAUAACUCUAUUGAAUGAAUCUACAUCCCUGAAAAAGAUCCUUUUGACCUCUGUUACAGAAACAUAAGGUGGAUCUAUUCCAUAAGCUUCGCCAUGUGAUGAAUGAGCUGAUCGACCUGCGUCGGCAGCUGAUCCAGGGUCACCUCGCCCAGGACCAGACUCGUGAGAUCAAGCGGCACAUCACAGUACGGCUGGACUGGGGCAACGAGUGAGUAACUCUUGUACUAAGUGCACCAUAUCGACAGAGUGGGCAUGCUCUACAACAAACAUUGUCUUUAAGCUGUUGUCUACCAGAGAAUGCAAUAUUUCUUUGGCAUUGGAGAGAUCUACAGCCAUGGAUGAGUGGGCGCGUAAUAGCAUCCUCUAUGAUGUAAUUUCAUGGUCAUUUAGCAGAUGAGCGAAUCCCAAGCGGCUUAAAGUCAAUGCACAUCCCCCGGGAGGAUCUGUAAAGCCAUAUUCCUACUGUUGACACUUUCUUACUCCAUCCAACUGAGCUUUGACGGGUGUUCAUGGCAGAGACAAAGAUAUGAGGGCUCCUGAACUGCAACAAAGAGCUUUUUAAGUCUGCCAGUCUAUAAGUCUAUAAGAUUGUUUCAGUGAUUUGCAGAACUAAGUUAAUAAUAUUUAGAGUAAAGCUUAAAACCUUUUUCUUUAUUUGAAAAAAGCAUGAAGUGUAGUCCUAAAUACAUGUAUUCUGCUGCCUUUAUGUGUUGAAGUUGGUGCAUUAUUAUGCAUUGGUCAGUUUCCAUAACAUUAAUAACCAAUGAAGGAUAUUUCUGAUAUUCUUUUGUAAAUUUGGGGGCCACAGAAUUCAAGAUUAAGUUUGUGGUUGAUUGCUAAUGAGUAAGCAGUAAAGAAAAGAAGAAGUAAAAAGCUCAGAAACUGCAUGGGAGGUUCAAGACUGUAAGGGAUUUGUCGCCCCAAACUACUUACGAUGCAUAGAGGUUCAUUUCAAGCUAAUGUAUUGAUAGGACUGUGAGAAGAUCAGUUUAUUUGGUUGGAUAUGUAACUCGGUAAUCUUGUGUUUGCUAUGUAAAAUCUUAAAGCAAAAGUUUGACUUUUUGGAAAACAUGCCACCUCUAACUACCACUAUUUUUUUGGCAGUCAUCAGUUGCCUGGCAACAACCAGAGACUUGGGGAAGUUAUUAUGCUUGGCCAAGAGACAGUCUGGCACGUCACCGCCUGCAGUAAAACAGCAGAAAGUUGUCUAUGUAUUUAAGUUUUUGUAUGGAUUAUAAACCCGACAUUAAGUAACUCAAAUUAAGAGCUUAAAAGGUGCUCAGGGGCCAAUUAUUUUUCUUACUUUUGGUCAGAGACAGUACCAUUUUUUAUUCCUCUUCCAGUCAGCUUGUGUCUGUUACUUUAAAGGAACUAUAAGGAAAUUAGAAAGUUCUUAAUCUUUUUAUUUCCCAAUGUUUAUGAGACAAACUUGUGAUGUGAGUUGGGAAAUUAUGGUGGAAAAAAGUUUUUCUUCAGUGAAGAAGCAGGACACCAAAAUGCUAUAGUCAAACAGCAAUGCAGUAUUUCAGUGAAUACAUUUUGUAAAUGUGUUUUUUUCUAUUUGGAAAUAUGGGAUAAAAAUGUACCGGGCUCCACUACAAAAUCCUGUCAGAUCCAGUGAUUCUUACUGGAAGAAGCCUGUCUCUCAUUUCUGAUUCCUCUGUCAACAGGCACCUCGGCUUGGACCUCGUCCCCAGAAAAGAGUUUGAAAUGGUGGAUCCGGAUCAGAUCAGCAUAUCAGAGCUAUACAAACUGGUAUGUUAAGUUGAUCACUCUUGAACUGGUGCUUCAUAUACAAUAUAUUGCAAUGAAUGAUUAAACUUGAGCAGAUGUAUAUUCUUUAAAGAUAGUAUGUAAUUAACUGUAUUUCAGCUGCAUACAAAUACUUGAGAUAUCUAUGCUGUACUUACACUUAAUAUGCUUUUUUGUGUAGCCUAGUUUUGUACAUAAGGAUGUGUUGUUGUUGUUGUAUAUGUAAAGAUGUGUGAAUGUACCGAUUAUCAAAUCAUCCAUAAGAAGGUGACUCACAAGAGAAAGCAGCACCGAGAGAAUCAGCUGUCGAAGCUGCCUCAUGUGACCUUCUCUUUAUACUUAUCCUGCCGCCAUAUUGAGUGUGUCCCUUCUUUUGCAUGCACGUGACUCUCGCAAACAUGAUUGCUGGCUAGCAAUGCAGACGUAACACAAAGCGACAGGCCCAGGUGAGGCUCCAGGAAAAUGCGCACAAAUGUAUUCUUUAUUGUUAUUUUUGGAAAAUAAAUGACAUACUUUAGAUCAGAGACAUACGAUCAUAAAUAAUUGAUUCUUUUAAAUGUAUUUUAAGUUAUAUGGGGAUUUCAAUCUAUACACACAUACACAAACACACACACACACACACACCCAGAGGAGACUUACUGAUGCAGAUCCAAUUUUAGAAAUCUGCGAUUACAGCACAGAUGUUAUGAAAUCUACUGCUGGGGAAUGUGUUCGAGGAGGGAGAUCCUUCCUGGUCAGUGGCUGAACCUCCAUAUGUUGAUCAAAACACUCCGCAAACUACCCUGCAGCCUUCCUAUUAUCCCACUGCUAUGUUUCUCAGCUUUGCACAGUGAAUGUUUGUGCACUAAAUGCCCUGUCCAGAAACAACAGCGUAGCUCCUUCUUGCCAAAAAGCCUCCUGACUCUGUCGAUGAAAGUGAGCUUGUUUUUGGCAGGGCACAAGGCUUUGGCACCUCUUCAGGUAGGGGAGUAGAGGAGUUCUUUUAGGCUGCUUAGCAGAGAGGCGUGUGUGGGCGAUACUGGCUUUGUCCUCUCCUCUCCCACACGCUCACGUUUUGCCUCGUGUGGGCUUCUUUUAGCACUGCAGAAACAGUAGUACAGCCACUCUGCAAAGCUCGUAGGUGAGAUUUUUGUCAGUUUUGAAGCAUCAGCUGAGGCAUUGCUCAUGUAGUGUGUGUCUGAAGCUGCUAUAAGGUAAAUAAGUUCAAAGCUGUAUGGGAAGAGUGGAGAAUGUACUGACUGAUCUGACAUCUCUCCUUUGUAAUUCCCUCUUUUUUGCAGCAUGUAUCCAGCAGACACUGUGGUCAGCAAAGCACAAACCAGGUAAUUUUUUUUUUCAAUGCUGUUUGUUUACAUAAUCAUCAGAAUCUUCCACCUCUUGAACUUACAUUUUAUGUUUCAUUUCAAAUACUACCUGCAAAGCCCAGAGUCAUGACACUGGCUGUCUCCUUUUGACUCCUACCGUCCGCCGCCUGAAGUCCUUUCGAGGAUUUCUGCAGCUGAACCAAGAAUAAAGCUUGGAGUCUAGAAAACACUUUAUAGUGAAUAUAAAUAGCAAGAUGUCACUGCCAGGCUCCAUUAGAGCCUCACACAAACGCUGCCAGAGUGUGAGAGUUGAAUCCCACUGGGGCCACAUAUGCUACUGCAUGUAUGUGCAAAUGGCAAUUUGAAGAACACCAGUUUGGAGACUUGUCACAAUUUGGCUUCUUAGAUGGACACAGUAUUUUAUUUAUUCAUAGUUGGCUACUUUUUGAUUGGGAAGGUCAAGCUACUGCCAAAAAAAUAGCUAAAGAGUCUUUUUUUGACAGUACCUCAGAAGUCCAACUAUGACAUCUUAGUGUUAGAGGAUCCUAUCCUUUCCCUAUAAUCGUAGACCAAGAAGACAACCCAUCACCUCCUAUCUGGAUAAGCAGAGGAUCCUUCCCCAAGGAGAGAGAAACCUUCAAGAACUUUAAAAUGUUAAUGUUUCAAAAGUAAAUUUAUAGUGAUGCUAUCUCUGUUAAAGACGUAAUUUAUAUCUGAAAUCUGACUGGGCUUCAACUAUAAUCAUAUGUUGGUUUUAAAAAAACAGUAUUACAUAUAAAUCUCAUAUUUAAACUGACAAGCAGCCACACUUCCAGCAUUUACAACUUAAAAAACAAAAAGCAUGACGUGCAAACUGUGUAACAGGUAAUGAAGAGUAUAAUGUCUUAACUCUGUAGCUUUUCAACCCCCCAAAAUACCGACAAUGAAUCAGAAGAAACUGGAAAAUCAGAGGGAAAAGGCCUGUUUCAUUUUAGUAAAACACUUUUAUUUCAAAGACAGUAAAUACAGUAUGAAAAUAAAGGUCUAAGUUAAUGGCAGAGAAAAUUAAAUCCUUGUCUACAAUUAUCAGAAUUUAAUAACUGCAAGACAGUCAUAAACAAAGUAACACAAUCUUUUGAUUUUCACUAAAAGUUUAGACUAAGUUAAGGCUUUAUCUUCUACACUUGUUAAACUUUGGUCCUCAUAACGACAGGUAUUUAAUCUGUGGCAGGGAUCCUAAUAGUAACCGAGAUCAUGAGCUUGAUGAGUGAUUAAAGGCGGCAGUCAACUAACUACUGGGACAGAUUCGCAUUUCUAACUUGUAAUAUGGAAAUCAACUUACUGGUAAUUUCACAAUAAUCAGCCACAACCAUCCAUACACGCUGGAGUCAAAUCACAUCUAUUUCCUCUUCCUUUUUUAUUUUUAACUACACCUGCUAUUUUCUCGAUAACAUUAGCUUCUUCUUUUAAACAACUUGAGGUGGCUGACUUGUAUUUGCAGCAACCACUUCAUUUGUGGUAUUAAAUGUUAAGGGUAUAACAAUAAGGGUAUAACCACAUUAGAUUAGUGGUGAACCACAUCACAGGUCAAGUCUGUACAGAAUAGAGUUGAAAAGAGUUGGAAAAAUUAACAUGAGCAAGAUUAUGGCAGUAAUAGGUUCUGAAUGUAGGUUUUGAUAAAUUUUUCAAUCUCUCUGCCCUGAAACUGUCUUCUACACAGAAAGUCAGUUACUUGGUUUCUCUCACGACAAGGACCAGUCUUACCAAGGGUCACUUUCUUCUUUGUUCCCAGGGUGACAGCAUGAGACAGCGCCAUGGUGACGGUUGCCGUGUCCCCGUGUCGCACCACCUCUUCAUCAACCUGAAGAGCUUUACUUACAACAGCAUCAGUGAGGAUGCAGACGUCUUCUUCUCUCUGUACGACACUCGUGAAGCCAAACAGAUCAGGUACGGCAGGAGUCUCUCAGAGCGCACGAAACAGCCUACGAUGACCCCUGCGAACAUUCGCACUGACACACCGGCAAUCCACACAACUCCGCAAACUUUUUCUGACCCGCAGAUUGAUUGAGAUACACUGUGUUGGCAGAAACUCUAACACUCUGAGCUGACUUGUUUUGCAGUGAGAAGUUCAUGGUGAAACUCAACAAAAAUGGAGGACCAAAGAAUCCGGAGAAAGUUGAUCGUCUGUGUGCUCUCUUUACGGUAACAAAGACAUAAUCCUUUCUUAAAAUAAAUACAAGUAUUUUCUAAAUAAAUGAAUACACUUGGAAUAACAGAAUUAUGUUACAAUUUUCCUUUCUCUCCUCAGGACCUGAGCAGUAAAGACCUAAAGAGAGACCUUUAUAUUGUUGCACAUGUCAUAAGAACUGGUAAAAGCACCAUUUGCAAAAACAUGAUCAAAUUUUAGAGUUUAAUAACAAAUAUUUAAAGAUCUCCUUCAUUCCUUUUUGUUUACAGGUCGUAUGCUGCUAAAUGACUCAAAGAAGGGCCCACCUCAUGUGCAGUACAGACGACCUUAUGGCUGCGCUGUUCUCGCCAUGAGUGAUGUUUUCCACACCAUCACAGACCUCAAAGAAGAGAAGGACUUUGUGCUUAAAGUUUAUACGUGAGUGUACAAUUCAAACUCCCCUUCUUGAUUUCAUGAUUUAAGCACCAAAGAGGAUUUCAUUUUGCAUUUUAAAGCAUCAAACAGCUUAAAAAAUGAUGUUAACACCCUUAGUUGUUCUUGGACGUUUAAUCACAUUUGUACAUUUGAAAAUUGACUCACACUCUUUGCAGUAAGAUGAGAAUUUGUGAAGGUUCUGCGGAUGUCUUGCAUGACAACUUGGCGUUCGCUGUUGAUGCCUGGCAUGUUUUGACCAGAAUGAUAAUGAAGUGUCCUCUGGAAAAUCAAUAGCUUCUCACCCUGGGCCUGCGAUAGGGCACUUGGCGUGUUGUGAAUCUGGCUGCCUCUGUUAGGCUUCACCACGGAGAGCCACUCCUGUACGCCGGCCAACCCCAGCGAAGGAAAGAGGCACAGAGAAGGAGAAGGGAAGAGGCAGAGAGGGAGAUGACACUCAGAUAAUUGAGCAAAGUUAGAGGACAAAGCGAAAUAACACCAAGCUCAGCAUUUUCUCUCGUAGAGUCAACAGCUUGAAUGUCUCCUUGGGUCUGCGCUGUCCUUUUCAGCGCUCAGGGUCAAAGGUCAAACAUACACUUUACCAUCCUGUCGAGUGACAUUUUUCUGGUGUGCUAUUUUCAGGAUAACUGCGCGGCUCAGUGUGAAAUACAGACUUUUAGGAUAGAAAGCUGCCUAUUUCAUUGGAUUUCUCGUGCUGAGGCUAAGAGCUCUUCCCUUUUUAAAAAAGCAAGCAGUGAUUCAGUGCUGAGCUGCCUCCAAACUGUCGACUCCUAUAAUGCUCCAGUCUGUGCAUUUCCCCAUGCCAUCCCAGGGGCCUUUGGGCCCACAGUAAUGAAAAAGGCUGGUAGAGAGCUGGCUGUCAGGUUUGCUUAGUGAGCUGUGCAUUUGGACUAAUGUGCUGCUUGAUAGCACCUCCCCCCGCUGCUACCUUUUCUCCAGGAGGAAAUCGUCUCUGGGACACAUGCUGUUCGUGCAGUCCCCAUGCGCUCAAUCCUGAUCCCUCCAUCUGGGCCCACUAAUGGGAGUGUUGUUAACAGCCCUGCCCAACUGUUUCUCUCUCUCUCCAGAUGUAACAAUGAGAACGAGUGGUACCAGGUACAUGAGAACAUCAUCCGCAAGUCCAACACCAAGUACUCUGCUCCGAGCACCAACUAUGGUAAACAUGAUUGAUCUCUCACCCGUUUGAUUUCUUUGGGGUUAAAGUUUGAUCUUUCUUGCUCUUGGUGUGGAAAAUUUCAUGGUAGUCAAAAUUUGUCGCUAAGGUAUGAAUCUGAAUGAGUGUUUACAGAGAUGAUGUUACUUAAGGACAGUUGCAAACAGAUGUUGUGACUUCUCUAAGAAUGGGGGAAUAUCCAAUUCUGGUUUUGAGUUCAAAACUUUUGCCCAUUUUUUGAGAGUCAUGCUGCGUUUGAGUUACCUCGGAAUGAUGUCACACCUGUGUUACCAGCAUUUCAGUUACCAAGUCGAAAAAGGCAAAAUCGGAGGCGGAAACAAGAUGGCUACAUCUAAAAGUUAUUUAGCGCUUGCCUCGUCCAAACACAACAAGGACAUGGUCAGCUCUAAAAUAACUGUCGUAGAUGUAGCCAUCUUGUUUCCGCCUCUGAUUUUGCCUUUUUUCAACUUGGUAACUGAAAAGCUGGUUACUCGGUGUGACGCCAUUUUCAGCUCCGACAUCUGACUUCUGAGGUAACUCGAACACAGCAUUAUGCUUCAAUCCACAGUUUCUCUGCCUACAACAAACAACUGUAAAUGUCUCAAAGCUGAGUCAAGAUUACUUCAUGUCUGAAGGAGUUACUGUUAUCUUACUUUGUACAAGAAAAGGGUUAAAGCAAUUUAAGGAGUAUUUUCUUGAUUAGUCAUUUGGUGUGUGAAGUGCCGAGUAAUUUUGCCCUAGGUUAAUGUCUCUAAAUUGGUCUUUACUGUGAAAAAGUCAAAGGAUAUUAAGUUUUGUAUCUUGCAGCUGGACUAGCCAUUUUUUUUGCACAAUGAUCAACUAGAAAUGCGAAUCUCAAGAUUUUAUUUUCGUGGCUAAAUGCAUCUUGAUUAUCUUAUUUUUCUCUCUUUUUGCUCCAUCACAGAUUAAUGGUGUUUUUUCAUUCUCCAAAUUUGCCAGAAAUUAUUUCUGUCCCUCAAUUUUGCCAGAACAGAAAAUAAAAUGUGUAAUAAUUUAUCUGGAUAUGACUCAAAUCACAGUUUGCUUCUGUACAAAUAAGAUUCAAAAUGAUCACACUUGGGAGGAUCACAUGAAAUAACCUCACAUCACAGGUUAUCUGUCACUAUGGUGAUAAUUGUCCAAGAGUAAGAGCACAUUUUGCUUAUGUGCUGGCGAGUGUUAAAGAUGAUACAGGUCUCCUGGUCUUGGUGUUACAUAAUCUCGCCUUGUGAAUUUAAAAUGGCCUCACUGUAAGCGUGAACUCUCCUUAUUCACUGUUACUUCGCUCUUUAUGAGCGCGUCACAGUUUGAUAGAUGACUCAUGCCUCACAAAAAUCUGUCACUACAUUUGUACCCAUAUUUUUCCUCGCCUUUUUGCGUAACUUCAACACCACUGUUUUCUUCUCCCUCCCUCUGUUCCUCCCUGACUUGGAUCACGUCUCUCCAUCCUCUCCUCUCCUCUCGUCUCCUCUGUCUGUCUUCUCCUCCCCCACAUUCUGACUAAUGUCCUUUAAAUACCCCUCUGUCCCUCCCUUCUCCCAUCUCCACUUUCAUUCCUUCAAUUCCACUUUCCUCCCACUGCCCUGCACCUCUUCAUUUGCCCUUUGCCCCCAUUUACACUCACAUUUAUGCCCUUCUUCCCCCCGUCCCCCGCCCCCCUCCAGGCCUGAUCAUUUCCCUGCAACUGCUGCGGGGUGAGCUGGAGCAGAUCAGAAGAGAGAACCAGGCGGUGUUCAACAGGGCCCUGGCACUCACACGCAAACUGGGUUUCCCAGAUGUCAUCCUGCCAGGUAAGGAGGCAAAGAGCAGGAGGCGGUAAUGGGGGCAGAGAGAUUCAGAGAAGGAGGUGGAGGCGAGAGGCCAGAUGGCUCAGAGGAAUGAAAAGAGGGGAAGGUCACGGAUCAGGUUAUAGAGGAUGGAGAGGAAGGAGGACAGGGAGAGAGGAAAAGGAUGUAAGAAGAAAAGGUGAGAAAACUCUACAGGAAACAGGCGCAGAAGAUGUCAGAGAGAGAAAAAAAACAGGCUUUAGUGUUAAGAAAAUGUAAACUACUACUCUAAUGUGCCCAUUGUGUACUUUAUAAACAUUAAUGUGUCAUAUUAAGCCCAAGUUUAUGAUUAUUCUUACUCUCCUGACCAGAAUUAAAACAUGAAAUUAAUUAUAACAGUACAGACUGUUCAGUAACAGUGUCUGUGUCACUCAAGUAAAGUGGCAUUUCUCCUAAAAAUGUGUUAAAUGUUCCAUUUUAAUAACCGGGCUAAAAGACACUCAAUGUUACAUAUUUAUCAAAAAGCUGGAGGAACAGGUCCAAAACACAAAUUCAGUUAAUCUUCUUUAAUUUGCCACUUUAUCCUCACUUUAGGUCUUAUAUUCCCUCUCUGUGGAGAGGUGACUUUGCAUGACGUACAAUCCAAAUCUCUCCUUAUUUAUCCUCCUCUGUUGUCUGUGGAGACUCUCUGUCUGACACAGGUGAUUUCAGGUUCUGUUUCUUUAAGGACCCUUCUGUACAAGUCUUCUUUCCUCUAACUGGCCAGAUCUCAGAAGCUUGGGCACAUCCUUUUGCCACUGUGCCUUGGGCAAAUGACUAAAACUGUGUCCCAAUUCAAGGUUAGCAUCCUUUGAAGGACCCAGCCUUUGUAGUCCAUCGGGGUCAAACUGGACUGGGAAGGUCUGGUCUUUGGAGGAUUUCCUGCUCAUGUUACCAGCUGUUCCUUCACUCACUCUGUCAUUACUCCUGUCACCUAGCAACCUACAGAGCUGAACCAGAGCUAGAUAACAUGGUUUACGUCGCGGGAUUUCACCUCUUAUAACUUAUAUUGGUGACAUAAAGAUCCAAGAGCCAUUUGGUCAUUGUAACGGUUAUAUAUCACCUGCUGUCCACCAUCCUAUUUGAAUGGAAAGAAAUGAGUCAUGGGAUAUGUUGGGUCACAAGGGAUCCUUUAAGUCUGGAAAAAUCUUAAAGAUGGGACUAUCUUUGAUGCACAACUUUAACACAACUCGAAAUGUGUCCUUUAAAGAUGUAGCCCCCAGAGCUGAUGUAGGGGGGCACAUGAUUUAGUGAUGUCAGAGAAUCUCCAAGGUGUGAAAAAACUCAAAUUCAGAACAGCCUACAAACUGACUGCUGAAGAUUAAAGGGAUAUUCCAGCGUAAAAUUAAGUUAGGGUCAAAUACAAAGUAACACCAAGUUAGACACCCUGUCGAAGAUGAAUGUUGCCGACCGCUUGCUUCUCUUUAGUUCUCAACUUUAGUAACGACCGUAGAUAGCAAUACAGAGAGCCAUGCACUCAACCAAAAAGCCACUCUAUAGGCACAAAUAAUGCUCAGGAUAGCACUUAACUUCAUCAACAGUACAUAGAGGGUCCCAGCCAUAGCACUAGCCACCAAACACUUUUUUUUGCUUUGCCUGAUUUCUUUGGUAAAGAGACCAAACACAACUCACCCACUCUCUUCCAGCAGCUGCUUGUUUUCCAUCGACUGCAGCGGGGUGACACAGCUCAAGGAAGAACAUUUAUGAUCAUUAAUUCAUCAUUCAGGUAGAAGAACUACCGUGACUGCAGGGCAAAAUGAUUAAUAUGAUCAUUAUUACUUCAAAGAAAUGAUAAAGUUAUGAUCAUAAAUGUUCUUCCUCGGGCUGCGUCCCCCCAGCUGCAGUCGAUGGACUGGCGCGGAGGUCUCCAUACAAACAAGCGGCUGCUGGAAGAGAGUGGGUGAGUUGUGUUUAGUCUCUUUCUUAAAGAAAUUAGGCAAGGCUAAAAAGAUGUUUGGUGGCUAGUGCUGUGGUUGGAACCCUUUAUGUACUGUUGAUGGAGUUAGGUGCUGUUCUGAGGAUUAUUUGUGGCUUUAGAGUGGUGUUUUGGUUGAGCGCAUGGCUCUUUAUAUUGCUUUUUGCUGUUGUGUUGGACCCUAACCUAAUUUUACACUGGAAUAUCCCUUUUUAAGGAGUUGCCUGGACAUCAGGUUACCCUCUGAUAUGAAACUAGUACAAUUAUCCAACAUUUGAACAAUAAAUGUAUCACUGAAAAUAAGGAAGAGCACAACAACCUCUCUUUAAGUUUCUGCCUCAAGCCUUUUAGAUGCAGCUGAGCCUCUCGAUUAGAAACCCUAAAUUUACUAACCCUGUAUUCACUUGUCAGCCUUGAUGCACAUUUAAACAGCUGCAACAGUAAACUGCCAUCUUACAAAUUGAUGCAUUUAAUAAUAAUGAAAACUAAUAUCAUCAUCCCCAAGGCAACAGUCUUCUGCCAAGCCGGUGUUCAUAGAGGGAUGUUUUAUUAUUUCAGUGAGGAUCUGAAUAGUUCUUAAACAACAAGUAUUUUGGAGAGUCUCAGUCCGUCACUCUCUAUUUGCUUGAGAUCUGCAUUUAGGUCAGGUGCUGAGUAAAUGAUGAUGUAGAGCAGAGGUCUUCAAAGAUAACUGGAGGAGAGAUAGAAAGGAAGAGGUGUGUGUUUAUUUCUGUAUAUUUCAUCAGCUUUAAGUUGCUCUGCUUUUUGUCUGCAGAGAGUGUAAAAUCCUUUUUUCUUUCUAAUCCUCCUCCUGUCUCCUCUUCUCUCCACUCUCCUUAUUCCUCUCCCCUUAUCUCCUCUUCUCCUUUCCACCCCCUAUUUCUUUUCUUUCUCCUUCUCCCCUUUCUCCUCUCCAGCUCCUUCCCAGUUAGCCUGAAAUACCUCCCAAUAUCAACUCUUGUGACUCAUCUGUCCCCAAGGAAAUGACUUAGAUAUAAAUAACCAUAAUCUGAUUUUAUAAAUAACUGCAAUAUCUUCCUCUGCUGUUGCCACUGAUAUUUAUUUCAUUAAACACUGACCUCGCAAAAGGUGCUGAGGCAGUCAUGGGCCACAGUGUAUCGCAACUCAGCGGGGUCAUUUUUCAUUGACUAGAGCAAUGUCGUGUGGUGCACAUCUUCGCCUGCACAGAGGCUUAAUUUAUGUUGACCACUCUCAGUUCAUCCGUGCAACAGAGGCUGACGUGUACAUUAUAACUUAUUUACAUCGCAGAGGCAGGAGACAUAGUUGUUGUCAUAGUCUGAGACUUUCUGAGAUGUACUCGGCCUGUUGUGGUGGGUAACAUUCAACCUCCAGAGAGGCUAAGACAGUGCUGCAGGGCAAUGAAUUCACCCAUGACAUCUUAGCGAGCUUGUCAAGCUUAAACAAGUGCAAGGAAAAACUGCAGCAGAAUUAGAAGUAUCCUCUCUCAUGUCAAACCCUGACAAUUGUUAAUUCAAGGUGUAGGAUGAAAGUGUAUCUAAAUUGUGCGGAUUUACUCAUUUAGCCUCAAGCAAAGUGGAGGAGUGGACUAUGGGGGUAUGAGCACUUCUCAAUCCAGAACUUGAAAAUGGCAGAAGAGCUGGACUCAAGCUUUAGUUCGCACCAUGGUAAAAUCACCCCAGUGGUCACUUAUAGUAUUGCAAUUUCCAGUCAAACAGUAUUUGUUCCGUAAGACACCAAAGAUAUCCGUAAAGCUUUCUACAUCUGACACAAGCAGGAAGUAGUCCAAAUUUUUGAACAGGGGUGUCAUAAAGAAUGUAGUAGAGAAAAGUAAAGAAAUGUGAAAUGCAACUUUUUAGAAAAACAGCCAAAUUAGUUGAUGUUAACAUAAAUAUUGCCACAAGCAGAUUUCAAGUCAUGGUUAGCAAAUUAAGGUGGCACCAAAUGAGCUACUGCCAACAUUGAAUCCCCCUGCACAUAUGGUCAACUGGUACACACUGAGAGAUGUUAUUCAUGAUAAAACUGGGAUCUCUAGAUGCCUGUACAUGUGGAAAUCUAGAGAUCCCAGAGGUUUUAAAUGUAUUUUUUGCUUUUGUUUCUGGUGUGUCAUUCACCCAAGCGCCAUUUUUGAGUCCUUGUUCUUCUUAAAACAUCAUCCUGUGAUUUAAGGGAUAGUAAGGCGUCAUCCGCAUAUAUGUUUUUUUUUUCUUUUUUGCCCAUAAAGACAUGUAACUGAUGUUAAUAUGUUCUCCUUUGAAUUUCUUCUUCGUAAUUACUAUAGGUGACACACGCAAUGACCUGUAUCUGACCCUUGAGAGGGGGGAGUUUGAGAGGGGCGGCAAGAGCGUCCAGAAGAACAUCGAAGUAACGCUCUAUGUACUCUACGCUGAUGGGGACACACUCAAAGUAUGACGCAUAUGCACAUGCAUUUUCCACUUCCCUAUCAGUAAAAUAUAGGUCAUGAUGAGUGUACACUUGAAUAAGAUAAAUGUUAAAGGUGGAUGUAACUAAAAGCAAUCUUCCAUGCUGCUUCUCUCCUCAGGAUUGCAUCAGUUUGGGCAGCGGCGAGCCCAAUACGAGUGAAUAUCGCUCUUUCGUCCUGUACCACAACAACAGCCCUCGCUGGAGUGAGAUGGUCAAGCUGCCAAUUCCCAUAGACCGUUUCAGGGGGUCUCACCUACGUUUUGAGUUCAGACACUGCUCCAGUGAGUCAGAUCUGCACCCCAGUGACUGUCAUCCCUCAGCACACGAGUUCAUUAGGACACAUUUGGAUCACAGUCUGAGUUUUGGCUGUGGGGAUACAGUUUGAUGAUGCAUGAUGUGCUUCCUUUCAGCUAAAGACAAAGGAGAGAAAAAACUGUUCGGUUUUGCUUUCACUCCUCUAAUGAGGGAAGACGGGACGACACUUUCGGAUGAGAGCCACGAGCUGUAUGUUUACAAGGUAUGUGCAGGUUGAACACACACGUUUUAGGAGACAAUUACACACUGUCAACAAAAAAACAGUUACAGUAGACAAAUGUUGAAUAUUACCUUGCUAUUGAAAUGUAUCCCCAAAUAAAAGACUCAUUUAUUUGCCUGUUAAACUUUGAUUUUUAUCUCUUUAGCUUCUUAGUGAAAGGUUGAGUGCGCUGAGAGCUCAGGCUGUGGAGCAGUGUUUGUUUAUGAUGGGUGUAGGGGGUGUCCCACGAUGGGAUUAGAGUGACUUUUUGUUUGUAUUUAUCACAUAAUAAAUCCAACAUCACUCUGUUUGCACACAGUAUUUACUCUGAUAGCCGGGCUGCCCUCAGUGACUCAACUGUAUCAUUAAAGGGUUUUAUCUUAAGGCUUCAGUUGGCAUUUUAGGGCCUGUGACAUAGUUUUUUUUUCCCUCUGAAUACACGACCAAUCAAGAACUCAAUGAAAACACUAAACUUUGAGCUAUGUAGAGCUGUAUUUUCUAACAGCAAGUUGCCAUUUUUUAGCAUGCUGAUGGACAAUUUGGCUGUUUGCAAUCAUGGCAAAGUAUUCAUGUGUGCUAAUAUGCUAAGGCAUUAUGCUACAGCACAGGAACACCUCGCAAUGACUCUCCUUUUACUCCAAACUUCCUCUAAAAUUCGACACAUCUCUUUCCUUUUGCUUCCAUAUUUUAAGUGUGAUGAAAAUGCCACCUUCAGUAACCAAGGUCUGUACUUGAGCCUGCCCUGCUGUAAAGAAGACUUCAACAGCUGUCCAAACCUGCCGGCAAACCUGCCCUUCCAGAGAAGCCCCAAAGAAACCUUCUGGGUCUCUACGAUACUCUGCUCCACCAAACUCACACAAAACGGUAAUCUAACACCUCGCAUGCUCAGUUUAGUUUAUCUUCACCUCCUGUUUGAUGUUCUCCAUUUCAGUUUGAUUUUCUUCUUCUUUUAGUCGACCUUCUGGCUCUUUUGAACUGGAAGGCCCAUCCAGACAGGGUGUUGGACAUCCUCGGACGAUUACGCCAGAUAAGCGGAGAGGAGAUUGUCAAGGUCACUUACACCUCACUAUUUAUAUGAUUCUAAAUUCACAGUAGAAAUAACUAAAAGUAAAAAAUCUGAUAUUGUGUAAAACACAGAUCACACUCUGAAGUUGACACAUAAUCGUUUCAGAAUUUUAAAAAGGUUUUGUUAUUUUGUUUCGUGAUAAAGGGGCUACCCUUUGUUUCUAUUUUGGUUGCGAGGAAGGCUUUUCAUGUGACGGUUGCACUGAGUAUUGUUCUUUUUUUUUCUCUCCUCACAGUUUUUGCGAGAUGUCCUGGAUACGCUUUUCUGUCUUUUAGAUGACAACACAGAUAAAUAUGGGCCGCUGGUUUUCCAGUCACUGGUAGGAGACUUGAAGGAGCGCAGCUACUGUAUGAUUUAUUUCGCCUGUAAGCAUAGAAAAUGAGCAUAACGCCUAUUUUUACCUCUGUGUGUGUGUUGUGUUUAGGUGUUUAUCAUUAACCUGCUCAGGGACAGCCGUUUCUACCACUUCAGACCCGUCAUGGACUCCUACAUCCAAAACCACUUUGCAGGAGCCUUGGCGUACAAGUACAAAAACAUUCACUUACUCUUUUCUCUGAGAAAUGUUCAAAGCAAACACGAAAAUAAGAGCCUGAUGUUUUUCACUUCAAACCUGCAGAGAGCUGAUCCGAUGUCUGAAGUGGUACAUGGACCGCUCUGCGGAGGUCGUGCGACAAGACCACAUCCAGGAAGCCAUGAGGGUAGAGUAUCACACACACAUAUCCUCCCUUGUCUGUCCUGUCUCUUUAAAUGGGAUCAAUUUGUAAGACUUGAGGAAACGGCCAUGCAGGAGAGCUGAUAAGGAGUGAAGUAAACCUUGCAAGCCUCAGUGAGUGCUGAAAGCUUGGUAGCUGUAAUAAAAAUUAAAAAUAAUGAUAACAAUAAUACAUAAUUUUUGAUGCACUUUACAUUUGAAACAAACCUCAAAGUGUCACAAAUGAACAAAAGCUUAAAUUAAGAUAAUAAAAACAACACAGAUGAGAAAAAAAAGAAGAAGCAUUCAAGGUUGAUUUGUCAGGACACAUCCGUCAGGUAAAAAUGCCGUUUUUAAGAGAGGAAGGCUUUGCGUUGUUUUGCAAAAAGGUUCUGCAGUCUGUGGGGCCCUCAGGUGUUCAGGAAGAGCAUUCCAAGGGCAGGGAGCAAUGGAGCAGAAAGCCUGAUCCCCCAUUGUGAAGAACAAAGUCUUGGGGGUAUGGAGAUGAUUGCAGGUGCUUGUCUGAGUUUGUUGUGGUGGUUUCAGGGAGGGAUUCUUUAAGGUUGGGGGGUGGGGGUUGCCAUGGAUGCAGAAUCAGAAAAAACAAAUGGUGCAAAACAAUGGUAAUAAAUAAAUGCUAAAAUGAAAGCCUUUUAAAAACACAGAGAUCAGAAUAAGAAAAGAAAAGUAAAAUGCAGAAAUAUAUACAGAGUAUAUACAAAACAGGAAUGAUAUGAAAACCCAAUUAUUGCACAGUGAAGCCCAGUAUUAUUGCACAGUUAAAUGAUACAUUUAUUGCACUGUGAUCAAUGUGAUCAGUAUAUAUGUUGGUUGAAGGGGACAGGUUGUUAUUGACUGCAGUGAUAGCUCUCGGGAAGAAGCUCUCCCUGGGUCUGUUGGUCCUUGUUUUGUCUGACCUGUUACCAUCGGCCCGACGGUAACAGGUCAAACAGGUGAUUUGCGGGGGUGGUAGGAGUCUUUGAUGAUGUUGCCAGCUCUGCUCAAGUAGCAAGAGUUGGCAAUGUCCUCCAGGCUGGGCAAAGGGGAAGCCUGUGAUCUUCUGGGCUGUGCAGGAUGACCCUCUGUAGCGCCCUCACCGAUAAGGAGGGAACUCUGCAGUGGAUGGGAAUCAAGUGUAGGACAGGGGGAGUAUGUAGGAACUUUGGCAGGCCAUUGCAAGGGAUGUGGAAUAUGUUGCAGAGAUGAUCCUCCCUGUGGAUGAGUGAGGGCUGCAGAAGAAGGAGCUCUUGCACAGAUGUUUAUUGUGUGCAUCAAAGGUCAGGUUAGGGUCAGAUUUUACGCUUGGGUUAGUAGUCAGUGAUGAAAGCAGACUGUUCUGGCCGGAGAAGGACAAACUGCAGAAAUCUCCUAAACGCUGCUGUUUGUCUUAUCUUGUCGUCUUGAAUUUACUUUUCCACAGAGACUAAGUGGAGAGGUUUUGCGUCACAAAACCUGAAAAUCGAAGACAAACAAGAUUUUCUGUAUUCAUCGCUCAUUGCUUAUUUAUUGUCAGAGUGCACGCUGCUGACUGUGUGUCUCUGUCUGCUUCCUCAGGCUUUAGAGUACCUUUUCAAGUUCAUCGUCCAGUCCCGUAUCCUGUACUCGAGAGCCACCUGUGGGAUGGAGGAGGAGCAGUUCAGGGCAAGCAUCCAAGAGCUCUUCCAGUCGAUCCGCUUCGUCCUGAGCCUGGACAGCCGCAGCUCAGAGAACCUGGUUUUCACGCAGGUCAGACACCUCAUAACAAACAUAAUCACUCUCUCAUUUUUAUCUUUUUGUUAUACAUGUGUUUAAUUUCUUUUUCAUCUAUUAAGUUAGCAUUCUUGAUUUAUUUUUUGUGUUUUCCUUCUUGUUUUAUUCUUCUUAUUUAUGACUUUUUUUUAAUUUCUCAAUUAUGCCACCAUUUGUUUUUCUCAUCCCAACUGUUACACCAUCCUUUGGCUUGCUCUCGGACAAUUUAGGUGUGUGAGCAGCUGCAUGACUGUCUGUGGUUUUACUGUGAGGCUCUCUUCCAUCAGCGUAAGUCACAGUGCCUCCUUGUGUUGGUUUCACAAUACAGCAGAGGCCGCGCAUCCAUCGGUCUAUUUAGAGGGGAUGAUGCAUUGUUCAGCACCAUAACAGAUAUGCAGUUGUUGUUUUUUUUUUCCUUUGCAGUGGUACAUUAAAGACUAAACAGAGAGAAACUGAGUGAUAAUAUAAAAGAGAUGAAUUGUCGCCCUUUAUUAAAGCUUUGUGCUCCUUUUAGAAGAUGAAUAUGAGGCUUUGUUUGUUUGCAUCAAUCAGAGAAGACUUAUAAAUUGUCUUCAUAGUUGAGUUUUCAAACAUGUUAAUCUGGAUGUGCGCUACAUAUCUCGUCCUUUGUUCCUCCCCGCAGGCGGCACUGUUGAACAGCUUCCCUGAUAUCUUUGAUGAGCUGCUGCAGAUGUUCACUGUUCAGGAGGUAGCCGAAUAUGUCAGGGGCACCCUAGGGAGCAUGCCCAGCACUGUGGACAUUGGUCAGUCCAUGGAUGUAGUCAAACUCCAGUCUAUUGCCCGCACAGUUGAGAGUCGUCUCUUCUUCUUCCCUGGUGAGAUUAAAGCCAAGUUAGUUUUUAAGAUAUGGAAGAACCUUGUUAGUAAAAAUGUGCAUGCAGUUUUAACAGAGUUGUUCUUACUUUCUUUCCUACAGAGUCUCGGAGUAUUCUGCUGCCGGUGGUUCUGCAUCACAUUCACCUGCAUCUACGCCAGCAGAGGGAGCUGCUCAUCUGCUCCGGGAUCUUAAGCAGCAUCUUUUCCAUAAUUAAGACGAGCUCCAUGGUAGAUUUCUUGUUACUAUGCAAUAAAAUGUAUUUUCAAUUAAACGUCCUCUGUGAUUACACCAAAGAAUAAAACUGAAACAGGGAGGAUGAUAUAGAAUGACCUUUUGAGAAACACUGGCUUAAGGCAGUGCUGCUGCAGCAUUUCUGCAUCCCUGUUAUUAAAUCCCUCAUCCCCCGCUUCCCUUCUCCGUGCUCUUGUGUAUCAGGAAUCUUCUGUUCAGGAGGAGGUGGAAAUGAUGGUGGAGAGCCUUCUGGAUGUGCUGCUGCAGACUCUGCUGUCCAUUAUGAGCAAGUCUCACUCUGUGGAGACAUCCAGGGGACAACGCUGUCCCCAGUGCACCGCUGAGAUAACGGUAAGCUUUUUCUGCUUGUGCCACUUUGACGUGAAUUAAAAACAGGUGGGAUUAAGGGAAUAUUUUGAGUUGAUUAACCUUUAAAGUACAUCUGCCGGUAUUUGUCAUUUUUUCUCUCACACAGGGGGAGUAUGUGUCCUGUCUUCUUUCUCUGCUGCGGCAGAUGACAGAGAUCCACUUUCACCAUCUAUUGAACAACUUUCACAGCAAGGAGGAGCUGAAGGUGGGAAACUCUGACUCACAGAGAUGAGUAUGAUUGCAGCAUUUUGCAGCAGCCGGCUCACUACAUACCUUGACUGCAUCGCUUUCUUAAUAUAUUCUUCGGCAGGAGUUCCUGUUGAAGAUCUUCUGCGUGUUCCGCAACCUAAUGAAACUGACUAUCUUCCCCCGAGACUGGAGUGUCAUGAGGCUUCUAACGAGUCAGUGAGUUCUGCUUUUACAUUUCUGUCAUGCAGUCUUUGUCCUGAAGACGGUAAGGGAAUACAGCCAACCAUUAGAUCAGACCCUCUCUAGAUAAUCCUGCGCUGAAGGUGACGCUUGUGUUGCAAAUCUUUUUAUCUAUUUUUGGCAGCUACUUCCUUUGGUAAGCUGAUAGUGUAAUGUUUGCUUUCUGCAGUAUCAUCGUGGUGACAACACAGUUCCUGUCUCCGGCGCUGCACAAGAACUUCUCAGAGGCGGAUUUUGAUUUCAAGGUGUGUGUCUGAACCGCAAAGACGGACUUUCAGGAAACACUAAACCACCAUGAACUUACAAAAUAUCACUUUGCGUUCAUUUCUAUUAUUUGAUUCCUGAAAUAUUGCUUCUCUGUGUAGGUGUGGAACUCCUUUUUCAGUCUCACUGUACUGUACAUCAACCAGCCUAGUCUGCAGCUAGAGGCGAUUGGCCCGGCUAAGAGAAAGAAAAUCCUCGACAAGUAAGAAACUUUCGUAUUUUUCUAUCCCACAUGUUAAAUACUUGACGAACAAAUUCUUGUUGAUUUUGGGAACUUCUCUUUUCUAGGUAUGGCGAUAUGAGGGUGAUGAUGGCGUAUGAGCUCUUCAGCAUGUGGCAAAAAUUAGGUACGUUAGUCCACUUUGAAGAAAAAGACGACGCCUAUCAUAACGAGACUAAUGCAUUUGGAUUUACAUGAUUUUUAUUUAUCGAUUUUUUUUUUAAAUUCAUCGCAUCUUAUUAACUUAAUCCCAAAAAUAAAAAUUUAAAUAAUAGAAAAAUGUAUCAGUGCAAAUUUAAAAGAACAGAAAAAAACAAGUUCGUAACAAAACAACACAGGCACAAAGACAGACACAGUUUCUACGCAAGUAUGGAAUUAAAUUUGAUCAAUUUCCAGGUCUUAGAAAGUAUGGUAAAUGAAAAAUAAAAUAUGGAAAAAUAUUGAGGUUUCCAGACUAUUACCACAGUAAAAAAAAAGAUACUGUUUUUUUAAAAUAGAAAAGGAGGUAAUUACAAAAAUAAUUCUAAAAAGUAGGGUAUGGAGAAGUAUGGAAAUUCCAACUGUGUCGGAACCCUGAACAGACCACAGUACUUCCCCAUAGAUCAUACAUCUACAUAUGUAUUUGUUCACACAUGCACUGAAUUAUUACACCUCUAACAGCAGUAAUAGUAAUUGUAAUUGUGUAUGUCAAAUAAAUCAAUUUUGAAUGCAGCGUAAGGAUGAACAUAGUGAGUGCUGAGUGUAAACAAAGAGAGGUAGAAAACAAACCAGCUAAAAAGGGAGUAAGGAGAGAAACAUUAGAGUGGAAACUGCUUAAAUAAGCCCAGGCCCAAUAAACCUCGGUAAAUACAAUUCCCCUAAUGUCCUUUCCAAAUCUGCCCAGUGGCUCCCAGUCCAGGAAUCUUAACCAAUCAGCAGAGAGAGCAAGACGUGACAAAUGAACAGAAAAUCGAAUAGCUUAUACGUCUACAUAUCCAUCUGCACAGUCUUUGUGUACAAACACCUACACAAAUCACACCCACCAUUUCUCUCUACACUCUUUAGCUGCGUUUGGCUUUUAAUAGAAGUUACAACAUUGCUGUUGUUUUCUAUGUGAAUGUGUGUAGGAGACAACAAGCCCCACUUCAUUCCAGGAAUGAUGGGUCCCUUCCUCGGCGUCACCCUGGUGCCUCAGACUGAGGUUCGAAAUAUCAUGAUCCCCAUUUUCCACGACAUGAUGGAUUGGGAGCAGAGGAAAAACGGCAACUUCAAGCAGGUCAUAAUGACGUUAUUAUGUAAUGAACUGCAGAUUGUGUGCCUCAGCAGUUGUUGUGGAAAAAAGAAAAAUUCGGACAGCUUUUUGGCACCUAACACACCCCGAUGAUUUGGCUGAAUAUGUGUGCGCUUGUGUAGGUGGAAGCAGAGCUGAUGGAUAAGCUGGACAGCAUGGUGUCGGAUGGGAAAGGCGAUGAUAAUCACAGAGAGCUCUUCAGCCUUUUGUAAGCACCAAAUUCAUGUUUAGUGAGCUUGUGAAGUGAUGCUCAGAAUAAUGCUGCUCUCGUUGCGUUUUCAACUAACAUACCUCUCUCUGUGUUGUCAUCACAGGACUCAGCUGUUUGGUCCUUAUCCAAGGUAAUGUGUAAUGCCUCUCAGCUUAGACUGUGACACAUUUUGAUUCAUGUUUACUGUGCUCGUCGACUUCUUCAGGACAAACAUCUUACUACUUUUUUUUUUUCUCUCUCUAUGCAGCCUGCUGGAAAAAAUCGAGCAGGAGACUUGGAGAGAGACCGGGAUCUCAUUUGUCACAUCGGUUACAAGACUUGUUGAGCGAUUAUUGGACUACAGGUAUGCAGGGAAAAAAAAGAAAUGUAAUGUUCGGACAAUGAAGAGAAAAUAAUCGAUGUUUUUUGUUGUUUUAAGGGACUGCAUGAAGGGAGAUGAGAUGGAGAACAAGAAAAUUGGUGGCUCUGUCAACCUCAUGGUGAGAUAUUCUCAAAGAACAGGAUUUGAGAACGAUAUUGACAAAUGUUUCUCCACAUGAUAUAAUAUUCCAACUCUUCUUUUCUUUCUGAUUUUGUCACAGAACUUUUACAAAUCUGAAGUCAACAAGGAAGACAUGUACAUCCGUUAUAUCCACAAACUGUGUGAUCUGCAUCUCCAAGCAGAGGAUUUCACAGGUAACAGACACACCGCAGCACCACCAUAAUGAGUAGAGGCUUUUCUCUCUGUAAAAGUAGAUGUUUAUUUGUUCGAUGCAGGCUUUUGAAGCUUUCCAAGGUCAGACUAAAACAAAACUUUGGUCUGGCGCUGAGAAGCAACAGGUCUUUGUCUGGCUUUUGCCCUGUUGUUCUGCGUGUCCUGUCCCCUUUCUUUUCUGUUUACUUUAUUCUAUCUGAGAGGUUCCUGGAGAGGAAUUUCAACAAACACAAAACUUAGAUGAGAUGAAAUAAACACAAUAUGUGGAGAAGUUUUAGGCUGUAUUUUAGUUUGGUGAAGACUCUGACCAACAAAAAUCUUUGAUAUUACUUUUUGUAGGUGGGUCUUGGAUGUGCAAAGUGUGUUUUGAUCAUAUUUCUUCUCUAAUUGAUUAAUUUUCUCUCCUAUAACAAGUCUAUAACAAAAAAUUGAUGCUUUUACUUUGAAUUUAAAACAGGCUUGGAAGUGAUAAUAACAAGAACAAACAACAAUAAUAAAUACAAAUAAUAAUAAUGACAUUUGCAAUUUUGUGGUCUGCUAUUGGUUGCUUUCAAGGUCUGCUAGCUCUCACUGACUACAGGUGCAACUUGACCCAAGCUAUUUUCCGCCAUCUUGCCAUUCAUUGCGCCUCGCAGGUGAAUUUCUCUUAAUGAAAUGUGGUUUGACUACAGUGCUCCUGCAGGGUAGCGCAAAUGUUCACCAUUAAUCUCGAUGAUUAUUAUUAUUAUUAGUGUGCUGGGGUAAAGGACCUCCCACACUUCCAAGCAUAGCUCCACCCACUUUCACUCGAAGUGGCGGUCCAAUUAGCCAGAGUAACUGGAAACGUGUGGGUGUGUAGAGCCUCCAACGGCGAAGUUUCACAGGUCAAAUGGACAAUUCACCAAAUGUUCCAGGAGCUUAACACAGCCACAGUCCAUCGGGAGUUAAUAACAGAUUAAUCCAAGUAUUACAAAAAGGCUAAAUUUGUUAUCGGCAGGGGGAUUACAUUAAAUGUUAAUCAGGUCUGGUAAUGCCACUCUUAAUCAUGUAAACAGGAAAUCAGGGGAAGUUGUCAGUUUAUAUAAUCGUGUUAAUAGCUUAAGUGGUCUUGCUUUACUCACAUUAUUGGCAGUGGAGGCUUUAUUGUGUGUGUGUGUAAAUGUAGCCAAAUAUGACUAAUUAAAUGCAACCUUAUUCAUCACUUACGUAAAACAAACAGGCAGCUGGCAAGAUAAUUGAAGCACAUUUCAGUGUUCUGCAGGGCCGUGAUUGCACACGUUUUGCAGAGUGUGAAUCAUUGUCUGCUCAAAAAAGAUGUUCUUUUCUCCAGAGACGUGACUUCAUCUCACUGUUUGUCAUCGGUUUUACUUUGCAGAUAAAUGCAUUUAAAUGUUUCGCCUUGCUUUUCCAUUCAGAGCUGGUUCAAAAAUUGUAUUGAUUGAUUUAUUUGUUCGUUUUAUUCUCUGUCAACCAACUUAACUUUGUAAAUAUAUAUAAAAAAUAAUCCUACAAGUCAAAUGUGAGGCUAUUGAAAUGCAUGUUUUGUCCUCGUUACAUAAAAAAAACAGAGUCUUUAAAUGAUAUCUCAAAUGUCAAAGAAAAGAAGCAAUAUUCUGAGAUUAAGAGGCUCUGAGUGUCUAAGGAGCUAUCGCUGAAGAGAUAAAGGUCAUAACGUUGUGUUCUUUCUCAUCGAGACUUAUUUUAUUGCACCCAAUAUUAACUUAACACUAUUUCUGGGACCUAUUUCAUCUAUAGUGCAAUAAUAAUCUUUUAAUUUCACCAAUCUAGAGUGUCCCUCCUUCCCCAAACAUCUCUUAAGAUGUAGCAGUGAUGUGCACAGAAUGAAACGGAUGAUUGGAAAAGGAAGAAAAUACAAAAAAUUGAACGUAUAUAGUAAAAAAUGAUGAGGAGAUGUAGAUCUUUAAAUGAAAGGUGUCCUGAAGUGACUAUACCUGACUGAUCUAACAGUAAGAAAACACUUUAAAAGGUUCAUUUCUAUCAUAAGCUGCUUUUUCCAUCCUAAACCAAAAUAUCCAGAUAUUUAAAAUAUUUGUGAUAUUCUUUCAAAAUCAUGCUUUUUCUUGGACGGUUGUGACAAAGACAUUAAAGAUAAGUCCAAGAUGCUGAUUUAGAGAGCAGCUGAUUAGAUUUCCGCCGUACAGGUGCUCUUUGCUCCUCUGCCUAAUGACAUGCAGAAACAGCCUCAGUGCGAAGGGCAGCUCGCACCACUGAGUGUCUACCAUCUGUUCACUGAAACUGGCACCAAAUUAUGUGGGAGAUAUCUGCUCUGUUCAACAUCUGCAGCAUCACUAGAAAGUGCGUAAACACGACGGUAGCCUUUUAUUUUGAUGACUUGUGUUUUUAUUGAUCACAGAGGCGGCGUUCACCCUGCUGCUGUACUGGGAGCUGCUGCAGUGGGAGGACCAGCCCCUCAGGGAUUUCCUCCACUACCCGUGUCAGAGCGAGUGGCAGCGCAAGGAGAACCUGAGUCGUAAAAUCCUGCACUACUUCAACAAGGGAAAGGCAAGUAAAUCUUUUACUGGCCUCCACCACCCCACCCCACCCAGCCCCCUAUUAUUUUUUUCAAUUUACUUCAAGACAGUGUUUCAAAGGACGACUAAAACCAUACCGUUUUUGACCCACAUCAGCUGCUGGCUCUCAGGCAGUAAAACACCCAAGGCUAGAUUUAUGCGACUGAACGGCACCGACAGAUUUAUGCAGGACAAGUGACAUUUAUGAAUGAAACUCACAUCUACUGUAAGGUUUUUCUCUGUUUUAAGACGCUGUUAUUGUUCAAGUGACUAUUUCUCCACAUCUGCAGUGCAGCUGUUUUUUUUAACGUGAUUAUAUUUUGCCCUCAUUAACAUCGGAAAUGAACGAGAAUCUCCAAACUUCCCAAUUAUUUUUCUGUUUCCAAUAUUUGGAGGUGUGUUUUUAAUGUCACUGACAAGCUUAGCAGUAUAAAACUGUAACAAAUCUUUUAUUCAAUCCAAAUUUUUGGGUUUGAAAUUUUAUUGAAUAUUACUUGUAAAGUCGUGAACUGGGAAAUGGUACAAAAAACAGUAUUUCAUGUUAAUUAUAUGACAAUUUUCUGAGAUGCAUUGUCCCCAAAAGUCUCAAGAUGCACUUAAAUGUGUUAUUUUUGGAGGAUAAAGCUUAAUUUCUUCAAAUCCUGCAUGAUUGCAUAAUAUUAAUUUGUCCGAGGUCAUAUAUUCAACCGUUAAGAUCAUCAAAAACAAGGUGGUAAAAUGAAAAUAUUUUGUAGCAGUGGUUUUAAAGCUUAACCAGCUACCAUCCUUGUUUCUUUCUUGCCUCAGUGAAUGUCUUCUUUCGCUUUGUAUACUGAGACAAACACUGACUGCCGUAUUACGUCACAUGCAUACAAACAUUACCUUAUUCCACUGCUUCUCAGUGAGGGUCAGCUGUUUGCUUGGAAGGGAUUUUUCCUCCCUAAAUACAUCCCCCCCCGCCUGCCUGGUAUUCAUCCACGAAAUUAAAUUAGCGGGCUGGUCUCCGCACUUUAGAGACGGCGAUGCCCUCUGGACUCUGGAAAGCGUUUGAGGAGGGAAUAAAAGUCCCCUCCGUCUCUGACUCGGUGUCAUAUUCAGUUUUUAUUGCUGAGCUUGUGCAUAAAAUCAGUGGCUGUCCUGAACUUGGGGAAACCUCUGCUGCUACCAGUCUUGAAACUCAAACACUACAAACAGAAAUCUAUAAGAAAUUGAAAAACUGCUCAGAGAUCAGUAACCAAGGUGAGGCAGUAAUAGGAAAACAACACGGUUGCUAAAAAGUGGCUGUUUAGCAUCUUUAGGAGGGAUAUUUCUUGGCCUAAAAAGUCCAAGUCAAGCAAGAAAUUUCUCCUAAAUACUGUCAAAUGUGAAACAUAAGAGAUGUUUGUUGAUGUAUGUUUGAUUUCCUGACCUUUUAUUGAAGCUUUUUUCCUUCAUAUUCUUAUUAAAAGGCGUCUCUUUUGACUUGAAUGUCUUCCCAUUUUAAACGUAUAUUUAGGGAGAAAAUAAACCAGUAAUUGCUUGCAUAAUUUUGCCGUCUUACUCAGUCAGGUGUCUCUUGAUAAUAAAGAAUAAAUUUAGCUUUUAUUAUUAGUUCAGUUCUCAUGUGUAUCUGUCUUUGCAGUGCUGGGAAUAUGGAAUCUCUCUGUGCCGGGAGCUGGCUUUCCAGUACGAGACUUUGUAUGAUUAUCAGAGCCUUAGCUGGAUACGGGUGAGUAAAGUCUGGUGUGCCACCCUUUCUUUUUUUUGAGUGCGAUUGAAUCAUUAUUAAUCAUCACUCUUUUGCAUGUUCGUCACUGCGUGGCAGAAAAUGGAGGCAGCCUACUAUGACAACAUCAUCGAACAGCAGAGGAUCGAGCCAGAGUUUUUCCGGAUGGGCUUCUACGGCAGAAAGUUUCCUUUCUUCCUCAGGGUAAGGCUUACAAAAAUCUCGUCUCAUCUCGUCUGUCCUGACACAGUUACGAUUCUGCUGAUGUGGAGGAAAGCUACACCGCUUCUCCAUGCUUCAGUAGGCAGCAGUGUCAGUUACAGCAGCUCAGACCAGACAGAGAGCCUGGAUGGGAAGUGGAUGUUGGUAAUUUGAUCAAGUAUAAGAGGGUGUGAUACUGAAAAUUAUCUAAUAUGGAGGGAUUCAAAACGUUUAUUCGGAGCAUAAUUAUUGCUAAUCUCUUACUGAUUUACAGUUUGGGCUUUUUAAUAUGACUUUUAAUUAGGAGUUUUUCCUUUUUUAGCCUAAGACUUUAUUAUAAGCAUUGUUUAAACAUCAUUUAUUUUAUUUUAUUCAAUUAGUCAUAGUUUUUGUCUGGUAUUUAUCUGCUCUACUUUAAGUUAUUUUUUCUCUGAUUUUAAUUGUGUUUAUUUUACCCUUGCACAAUAAAUUUAUUUUAAUGUAUAAUUUUUUUUAAUUUUCAAAUUAAUUUUGUUUGGUGUAGUCUAUUUUACAUAUUGAUGUAAUUUCCUGUCUGUCUAUUUCUUUAAGAAACACUAUAGGCUGCAUGCUCAUAUGUACCAUAUUUUUCGCACUAUAAGGUGCACUUAAAAUCCUUUUGGCUUGUUGGAGCACUGCAGCUACCAUAGCCUUGUGGAUUUAUUGAAUGAGUUAAAUAAAGUUUGAUUUACCUGACUGUUUUGUUUUGCUUAAUGCGCUCUAUAAUCCGGUGAGCCUUAUGUAUAAAAAUAGACACGUUCAUUGAUGGUGCGCCUUACAACCAGGUGCACCUUUUAUAGUGCAAAAAAUAUGGUAUUAAAAGUUGCUAUAUGGUGAAUUGAGUUAAGUUGUGCUUGUCAGAAAUAAGUCAUUACUUCAUAUUUAUACCCUUAGCUUUAACAUACAUUGUUUAUCCAAUUUUUUCUUGUGACAUUUAACCAAGUCUGUUUCAAGUCUAAAUGUGACAUGUCUUAUUCUUUAUUCUUAAUAAACAUAAUAUAGUUGACUGUUAAUAAUAUUCUUGUAACGAAGUAUUAAAUGAUAACAUAAAUGAGAGUUUACAGGUCCUUUUGUGGCAAAUUUCAAAGAGUGAAGACAUUUAUUGCUCCUCCCGUCUCUACAGAACAAGGAGUUUGUCUGUCGUGGUUAUGACUAUGAGCGACUAGAGGACUUCCAGCAAAGGAUGCUGGGGGAAUUUCCACAAGCCAUCGCCAUGCAGCAUCCAAACCAACCUGAUGACACCAUCCUGCAGAGUGACGCACAGUGUAUCCUACUUAACCCACUGCUAGUUGUUCCAGCGAUGAAGCCAACACUCUGCUGUAUAAGUUAAACUGUAGAUGUGACAGAUCAAAUGCGGCUGUUCAGGUUUUGUUCUCAAGUCAGACAGUAAAGGCAGAUGCUCUCUGUACUCUUCUGCGAAUAUGCAUGUCUGUCUUUAUGUCUGUCAUUUCCUUGACACUUGGCUUCCAGAUUUGCAGAUCUAUGCGGUGACUCCAGUGUCAGACAUCUCUGAUGUGCCUCAGCUGGAGCGUGUGCCCGAGAGGAUCAAGAGCUUCUACCGCAUAAACAACGUCAGCCGCUUCCACUAUGACAGGCCUUUCCACAAGGGGCCCAAAGACCGCGAGAACGAGUUCAGGGUACGUUGAGCCAGCAGUGCCCCCUCUCAGUCCAUCUCUGCUGCACAGUACACAGAUUCUCACAAAAACGCUGACAUUUAAAAAGAGAGAAUGAGGUCAAAUAUAAACCUUAAAAUGUUUGACUGUCAUACCUCUUUAAAUUACUCUGUUGUUAAGAGUCAGUUUUGUUUGAUAAAACCAGAAUCUGUUUCUGUAUAAAGUAAAGCUGGUGAUGAUCUUUCAGUUUUUUCGCUUUUUAGUACAUGUAGGAAGGAAAAUAUGGGACAUCCAGUUUAUUAACAGCAGACAAACUUCUUCCAAUUUUGUCAUUUGUAUCUGAUCGUCCGCCCCAAACACAUUUGGCUCAUACAAGAUAAUCAGCUACCCAAAGUAAUUCAAGAGUGUGUUUUUUAUUUUUUUGUCUAAGAGGUUAAACUUACCAGGAAAAAAGUUGAGGACUAAGGAUUUAGCCAUGAGGUACUCCAUGCAUCACCUCUUAAAUUCUUGAUAUUGUAUGACUUAAGGAAACACCUUUUUGUUUCAAAAGUCAGUUGUUUUCUUUCAUUUAUUUUUUUUUGCAUUAAAUCCAAUGGUCAUGACUUAAUAACAACUAAGGUUAGAGUCCUGUGAUGAACACAUGGUGUUUUUAAUUGAGAUGUAACAGCUAAAAACUUGGCUGUCUGCUUAUAACACUCACACUUCCAUCCAAUUUGGUCAAAAUGUUGCCAAACUCAAAAAGAAAGUGCCUGCCUUCUCAUUUUGCUAAAUAAUCUCAACUCAUGAGGACAAAAAAAAAAGAUAAAAUAUCUCUAAUCAAAUAAACUAGACUGCAUAAUCUUUUGCUAAUGUUGGAAAAGUUGUGCUGGGCAGUGAACAUUACUUACUUCCCCAAAUAUGACUUCUUUUGUAGCAGCCUUCGUAAUUGAAACUCACAGUAUUCUCUUUCUUAACUGCAGGUGCAUUAGUCAUAAUCACUGCAAAAUGAUGUAAUGUGGCAAGAGGAAAAGUUUCUAAAUUCAUGACGCAGGAUCCAAAGACUGAACACUGCAGUAAAACAAAGGACAGAAGCAGCAGCUGAUGUGUUUAAUGCAGGUUUUUGCUUUGUAGAUGCUUCAUAUCGUAAUAAAUAUGGUGUUUGUAUUGUUUGGUCUGUCAGAUGAUGAAUUUAAAAAAAAAUAAAAUAUUGACAUACGACUGUCUGAAGUCAAUACAGAUAUUUGCAAAUUGGAUUUAGUCCAGUAUACCAAUCUCAGAUUUUGAAAAGCAGAAAACUAGGAUCACAUUUUGUCCUCAAGAAAUGAAUUCCAGUAAUACAGAUAUAACCGUUAUUUAAAUAAGGUUUUACUCUCUUUAGAUCCCCAUUUCUAUUAAACAUCUCAAGCUCAAAUUUUAUCAUGCUCUGUUGUUACAGAAACUGCUUAUCCUGUUGAAAAAUUCUACAAUCAGGUCAACAGAGACUUGAACCAGACAUGGCACACGACUAUAUUUUCCACUGACACACUUACCUAAAUCUGGAAUCAAACCAUAAGGGGACUUUUACUCCUCACUGAGCUGACCUAAAUGCCACAACACAACACAGCUCUGAGGUAGUACUCCUCACAGCCUGGUUAUGUCUCUAUUAUUUCAUACUGUCAGCUCUCCAGUGGACCCUCCUGUUGUUAACAGGUGUGGUUGAUAGACCGCAUAACCCCCUGUUAUCUCUCUCUGCUUGUUUAACAGAGUCUGUGGAUUGAGAGAACAACCCUGAUCCUCUCCCGUCCUCUCCCAGGGAUCUCCCGCUGGGCUGAGGUGGAGAGGAGAGAAGUGGUGAGGAGCUCAAAACAUUCAUUCUCUAUUAUCACAUAAAGCGCAUGCUGCUCCCCGAAGGCCGCUGCGACAGUUUCCUCAAGCUUCCUGAUGACAGAUGGAUCGGGGUUAAAUGUAUAUAUUUAUUUCCAGGUGGAGGUGAGCCCUCUGGAGAAUGCCAUUUAUGUGGUGGAGAAUAAGACCCAGGAGCUGCGGACUCUGAUCAGCCAGUACCAACACAGACAGCAUCAUGGCAACAUCAACCCACUCAGCAUGUGCCUAAACGGGGUCAUCGAUGCUGCGGUGAAUGGAGGCAUCGCCAGAUAUCAGGAGGUACAAAGAGAUUCGGGGAUAAUGACAUUUAAUUAGACCCACGAUUGAAUUGGUGUUCAUCUUUUGACUCAUCUGCCCCUUAAACAGGCUUUCUUUGACAAGGACUACAUUAGCAGUCACCCUGAAGACACGGAGAGGAUCACACACCUGAAGGAUUUGAUGCAGGAACAGGUCAGAUGCACCCCUGAAUUUGGUCACGUGUGAAUUCACUGGUUCAAUAAACUCACAUGACAGUGUUGUAAGCAUCUUUACUUUUUCGUAAAAAGGUGCACAUUCUUGGAGUGGGUCUGGCUGUUCAUGAGAAGCUGGUGCAUCCAGAGAUGCGCCCCCUGCACAAAAAGCUGGUGGACCAGUUCCACAUGAUGAGGACAGGUUUACAUCAUGUGAGUAGUUCAACAUGAGUUUGUUCGGUAACACUUUACAAUAACCAUAACUUAUAAGUGGCAAUAGACCAUUUAUAAAUGGUAAGCAGAUAGUUUAUUAAUGUUUAAUCAUCAUUUAUAAAUAGCAUAAAGACCAUUAAUAGAUUGUAAAUUUUACAGUUUUAAAAACCUAACCCUAACUUUACAAUAACCAUCUAAGUAAUGUUUUUAUAGGUGGUUUAUAAACAAAAUAUUAACCAUUUACAAAGUAUUACAAACAUCAGUUGCAACUUUACAGUAACCAUCUAAGUAAUGUUUAUAGAUGGUUUAAAAACCAAAUAUUAACCAUCUACAAAGUGCUACUGACACACAUUUUAAUCUAGAUGUUUUACAAUCAAUAUUUAAACCCUAUAUAAACCUUUAAUAAAUAGUCCAUUAAUAAGUAAUGAAAAUUAUUAUCGUUAAUAGUAAAGUAACUAUUAACUUACAUUAAUAAACUAUCUAUUUGCCAUUUAUAAUUGGUCUGUAUGCUGUUUUUAAAUGAUGAUUAAACAUUAACAAACUAUCUAUCCUAUCUAUUUACUCGUUAUAAAUGAUGGUUAUCUGCCACCUUUUCAGUCCAUAAUUGUGAAUCAAUGUUAACAUGCAAAUUUUCAGAUGUUUGUGUAUACAGUGUUAAUAUUCAGAGUAGUAUAUGGUUGGAUCCCAGCAGGGUGUGCCAGGUGUGGAUCGAUUUGGCCCUGCAGGCUGCCAGGGGGUCAAUUCUCCGAGAGGGAUCCUCUCCUCACACAGCCACAUGAGCCCUGAGAGUGUGCGCCUCAUGCACAGACACAGGUCAGCCUCUUAAAAACACAAACACACCCACACACGGAGACACAUCGGUAACCUAGACUGUCAACCAAGGGUAAAACAGAAUUGCUCACACACAUGAAUUCACGCCUUAACACAGAUUCCUUUGGGAAACUGGGGAAAAUUUAAGGUCACAAUUAAAACUGAGCUCCAUUUGACCACUUAAGGUGAUAAAGUUAGUCAACUGCACUUCAUAUACAUCUAAAUCUAAAUCCGAUAGGCCUACAGUUUUAAUCCAAAAUGCUUAACCUAAGAUAUAACAACACAAGAUUAGCAAAAACAUCUUCUCUUUGAAACUAGAGCGUGAAAUUUAGCUGCACACACCACCAAGCAGACUCUCACACACACACACUGACAUGAGACACUCAUUGACGCAGAGAUAAAUAUCUUUUACCAUCUCCAACAUAAUCUCUUUCCUGUAGCCCUCUGAACCUCCAGGGCUCAAUCCGUCACUCGUCCUCCUCCCUGUCCUCUCACACAUCGAGCGAGGCGGGAAACCUCGUCAUAAUGACAGACGGCUUGAUGGGAGAGCACCCAGAGGAGGCAUUACACAUGCAGGUAAGGCUUGAGAGGAAAACAACCCCGACACCACUGUACUGGAAAUUGCAUGAAUUUAUGCCGCACGUUAGCCUCAGAUUUAAUGAAACAAGACGGCAAGUAAACCAAUUAAAGAAAGUAUAUUUCAGUUCUGCUUUGCAGUAGGUUUUGUUAUAUGUAGAAUACAUUUUGUUUGCAGCCGAGCCCCUCCUCCUCCAGCCUGAGCUCUAUUCGUUCUAACUCUUCCCAGAUUAUUAACUCGGCUCCCUCGAGUGCCAGAGGUAAGUAACACAAAUGCAGACAGACACACAAGAGAUGGUUACACAGACUGGAGCAGUUAUAACUCUAUCCUGCCCCACCUCAACUAUAUUCUCCUUUAUGCAUCAUAUAUGACAGUUUUAUCAACCAUAGAUGCAAAAGAAUAAGAAAACACAUAUUAGAUAUUAUCAACUGGAAGCUAGCAUGACAAAUACCUUCAUUUAUACGAUGCACAUGUACAUCCAAGUAAUAUAAAAUCAGACGUUUAAUUAUAGUUUUCCUUUCCUCAGGUUCUCCAUCGUUGCCUGAUAAAGCUAAACACAACAGAGAAGUCAUGAUACUGUUACCGUCUCACCGUGAGAGGGCCAACAACUCCAUGUACUACAACAUGGCAGAGAACGGACAGGUAGGUCUGAUUUCUGGGAUGAACAUAUUGCAUGCAACCAUGUCAGUAGCUGAUGCAUAAGACUUUUUCUAACCUGACAUCACUUGCAUCGAUGCUUUCUGCAGAACAACCAUAUGCAGCGUGCCUUACUCCAGCAAGUUAGCCCCUGUAAGCCGUGUGCUGAUCCUCACAUGAACCUGCCAGAGAAAGGUAUCACUCAAACACAGGUUGAGAUGUGCGGUUUUGUUUAUGUGACAUGUCUCAUAGUGUUUUUUAUGUGUCCUCCCCUGCAGUCUUUCCAAACACUCCCAACAGCUGGGGUCUGGAUGGAGAGAACAGGGAGCAGGUGUCCUACAUGCCCGCUUCCACAGGUGGAGUCAUGAUGCCUCCAGUCCCACCCAGGUCCUUCCCACCAGGUGACUUUUACCCCAUACUGGUAGAUUUACAAAGAAAAUAGUCAAUUUUUUGAAUUUACAAGCAGUCAGAGCUGUAUGUAAAGAUCUUUUUCUCCUUUUUCAGGACACUUCUUGAUGCACUGUGAUGCGUAUCACCACCAAAACAGCGACCCCCCUCCUGCCCUGCCUGUCCGCUCACUUAGAAAGGUACAGAUAUGCAAAGAAGGAUGCAGAUUUAGAAAUGACAGGACAGACUAAAAAAAAUUAAAUCUUACUUGUGUUUUAGAGUUAUCGCAUUUUUCGCACUAGAAGGCGCACUUAAAAUCCUUUUGGCUUGUCAGAGCACUGCAGCUACCGAAGCCUUGCGGAGUUAUUGAAUGAGUUAAAUAAAGUUUGACUUAUCUUACUGUUUUGUUUGGCUUAAUGCACUUUAUAAUCCGGUGCGCCUUAUAGUGGAAAAAAUACGGUACUUUGCUUUUGUCAGAGUGGUCAAAACUGAAAUUACUAAAACAAACAUGAUGAAAAAACAUCCAGCGUAAGUACUUGUGCAGUGAAAUGAGACUCAAAUGCAGUAAAUGCACAAUUCUCUUUUAUUUGUUAUUUGACCACGCUGGUUUUUGCACAAAUCGCUGCAAUGCAAGGUUGGGAUCAAUCCCUGUUCUCACGUCUUUCGAUCAUUUCUGCUUUCUGUGCAUGUAUGAGCGUGUACUCAAACUGGUGCAACACAAUCUGUCACACCUUGAACGCUCUAUUCUUCUCUUCUACCCAGUCUCCUCUCCACCCGAUCCCUGGCUCUCCCACCAGUCCUCAGUCUGCUCUGGGUGGCAGUAACUCCACUUUGUCCGGCAGUGCCAGCAGCGGCGUCUCCUCUCUUAGUGAGAGUAACUUCGGAGGACAGUACCCAGAGCCCGGUCCAAUUCGAAAUGACGCCUUGGAGCCUCUUCCCAGCCACCUGUGGUCUCCCCCCGAUGAAUACCUGCCCUCCCCUUACCUGCACAUCCACUAUGGUGGACCAGAGAUUGACUCCAUUGAUCCUGUCCGUCCCUUCCACUACCGCAGCCCCACCUCACACCCCCACCAGCACAACCACCCUCAUACUCAUGCCCAUGCUCAUCCUGGAAUGGACCCGCACGCUCAUGGGCCGCCGCCUCACCACCACCCUCCUACUCACGGCCCUCACCACAUCCCGUACCGCCGGCCCCAACCUCCCGCCGUGCCGCCGAAACCCUACCUGAGAGAGGGCUGCAUCCCCGAAGAAGACCUGCCGCCUCAGCCCAUCCCGCUGCCUCGCAGGAUCUUCCACUCUCCUCACGGCCACAGAGAGGAACAGGGGAAGCACCCAUGGGAGCAGUGCAUCAGUGAAGAGCACGAGGAGACACAGUGA
Messenger RNA from Xyrichtys novacula (pearly razorfish), 49379 nucleotides. NCBI's taxonomy places the organism in Eukaryota, Metazoa, Chordata, Actinopteri, Labriformes, Labridae. The record is from the annotation of a GenBank genome assembly.